Messenger RNA from Coregonus sp. 'balchen', 74037 nucleotides. Lineage: Eukaryota; Metazoa; Chordata; Actinopteri; Salmoniformes; Salmonidae. The record is from the annotation of a GenBank genome assembly.
AUGCUGGGCGGACCGUGUGUUACCUCUGAGCAGGAGAUGAAGACGAGCUACAGCCUGGAGGAGAAACACACACAGAGCGCCUUGGUCAGGGGGAGAGGGGGAGCACCGGUAAGGAGAAAAGAGGAGCAAAGAGAGGAGGGGAACAAAGAGACUUUGACAAGAGAAGAGGAUGAGGCGAGACUUAGGAAGUAAGUAGAGACAGAGGAGCAAAGCGUGGAAAGGAGGGAAGACUGGUAAAGAGUAGUUUCAGAGAAGAGAAGAUUGAGCAGCAACGCAAAUGAGAAGACUGAGGGGAGGCCCUCUUUAGAGAAGAGAAACAAACAAGAGGAUUUGGGAAGAGAGGCCAGGAAAGGGUGAGAGGGAGAGGAGGGCUGCAUGAGGCUUCUCCACAGCUGGCUGUGUGUGUUGAUGAAAGGUGAGUUUGUUCAUGCCUGUCAGCCAACCAUGUGGGUAAUCACGGCUGAGGAGCCUGCAGGUGUAUGUAGGGAGGGGGCACAGACGCUCAGAGGGGUGACAGUGGGUGGAGGUGAAAACAUUUUCGGGUGGGAGCUGGAGUUUGAUAGUAGGGGAAUGUCAUAAAAAGAAAAACAUUCCGUCAGAUCCAAGAAGCACGUUUCGUUUGCCUUGUCUCUUACAAGUGGUGGUGCGUUAGGUUAGGUUGAGUGUUUCCCUUAAAGAGGUUUCGUAGACAUACUUUGUUUUCUUGACCAGUCUACCUUGGUUUUCAUUUAUUCAGCCCAUCAGUUGUUUUAUUGCCGUACUUUGUCGAACAAAUGUUUUUCUUUCAUGUUUUUAAUGGAAGCGUUUUUUUUUGUUAAGCUCAGUCGUCUAAUAACCGCUGCAGUGAUCAUUCUAUUUUACGGCACCGUUAAGCUACACAAGCUGGAUUUUGUUUCCUAUUAUACAGGCUAAAUGAGGAGGGCUUUGUGUGAAUGGUAAUGAAGAUGAUUAUUUCCUGUCUCUGUCUUUGUCCCUAGGACAUGGCCUGUUAUUGGUUGUGCACCAGAUUUAUCCUGUAGGAUGUCACCGAUUCCUUCCUUAUCCCCCUUCAGAGGUUAUCCUUCAUAAAAGGACAAUACUUCUAAAAGCGUUUAUCUGUGUUUGCUAUUUCUGUAAAACAAUAAUGCUAUAAUUCAUGAAUUAACCUGUCAACAAGGCUUUUGAAUAAUAGAGUAUAGAUACAUCGGACAGCAAACACAUUUCUGAAAUACCACAAAUAUUGGCAUUAUUGUGUAUUUUAAUAUCCAAAUAUACACUGAGUGUAAAAAACAUUAGGACCAGCUUCCUAAUAUUUAGUUGCAACCUCUUUUACCCUCAGAACAGCCUCAAUUUGUCGCGGCAUGGACUCUACAAGGUGUCGAAAGCGUUCCACAGGGAUGUGGGCCCAUGUUGACUCAAUGCUUCCCACAGUUGUGUCAAGUUGGCUGGAUGUCUUGGGUGGUGGACCAUUCUUGAUACACAUGGGAAACAGUUCUUGACACACUCAAACCAGUGCGCCUGGCACCUAUUACCAUACCCCGUUCAAAGGCACUUCAAUCUUUUGUCUUGCCCAUUCACCCUCUGAAUGGCAUACAUAAACAAUCCAUGUCUCUAUUGUCUCAAGGCUUAAACAUCUUUCUUUAACCUGUCUCCUCCCCUUCAUCUAGACUGAUUUGAAGUGGAUUUAACAAGUGACCUCAAUAAUAAUAAUAAUAAUAUAAUAUGCCAUUUAGCAGACGCUUUUAUCCAAAGCGACUUAGUCAUGCGUGCAUAGCAUUCACCUAGAUUCACCUGGUCAUUUUGUCAUGGAAAGAGCAUGUUUUGUACACUCAGUGUACAUGUAACUGCCAAAAUAAAGGAAAUAUUUGAGUAAAUGAGGGAUACAAAGUAUAUUGAAAGCAGGUGCUUCCACACAGGUGUGGAUCCUGAGUUAAUUAAGCAAUUAACAUCCCAUCAUGCUUGGGUUCAUGUAUAAAAAUGCCCAGUUGCCCAUUAUUUUGGCUACCAUGGCUAGAAGAAGAGAUCUCAGUGACUUUGAAAGAGGGGUCUCAAAUGAGCAUAGGGGGUUUAAAGGGUGGGUGGGUGUGUGGGUGUGUGUCUCAGUCCCCAGAUCUCAACCCAACUGAACACUCAUGGGAGAUUCUGGAGCGGCGCCUGAGACAGCAUUUUCCACCACCAUCAACAAAUUACACCAUAUUAUGGAAUUUCUCGUGGAAGAAUGGUGUCGCAUCCCUCCAAUAAAGUUCCAGACACUUGUAGAAUCUAUGCCAAGGCACAUUGAAGCUGUUCUGGUGGCUCGUGGUGGCCUAACGCCCUAUUAAGACACUUUAUGUUGGUGUUUCCUUUAUUUUGGUUGUUACCUGUAUAUGCUACACUAUAUAUACAAAAGUAUGUGGACACCCCUUCAAAUUAGUGGUUUUGACUACUUCAGCCACACCGUUGCUGACAGGUGUAUAAAAUCGAGCACACAGCCAUGCAAUCGCCAUAGACAAACAUUGGCAGUAGAAUGGCCUUACUGAAGAGCUCAGUGACUUUCAAUGAGGCACCGUCGUAGGUGCCACCUUUCCAACAAGUCAGUUCGUCAAAUUUCUGCCCUGCUAGAGCUGCCUCAGUCAACUGUAAGUGCUGUUAUUGUGAAGCAGAAAUGUCUAGGAGCAACAACGGCUCAGCCGCGAAGUGGUAGGCCACACAAGCUCACAGAGCGGGACCGCCAAGUGCUGAAGCGUGUAGUGUGUAAAAAUCGUCUGUCCUCGUUUUGGAACACUCACUACCGAGUUCCAAACUGCCUCUGGAAGCAACGUCACCACAAUAACUUUUCGUUGGGACCAUCAUGAAAUGGGUUUCCGUGGCCGCACACAAGCCUAAGAUCACCAUGCGCAAUGCCAAGCGUCGGCUGGAGUGGUGUAAAGCUCGCCGCCAUUGGUCUCGGGAGCAGUGGAAACGCGUUCUCUGGAGUGAGGAAUCACGCUUCACCAUCUGGCAGUCUGACAAAUCUGGGUUUGGCGGAUACCAGGAGAACGCUACCUGCCCGAAUGCAUGGUGCCAACUGUAAAGUUUGGUGGAGGAGGAAUAAUGGUCUGGGGCUGUUUUUCAUGGUUCGGGGUAGGUCCCAUAGUUCCAGUGAAGGGAAAUCUUAACGCUACAGCAUAAAAUUACAUUCUAGACGAUUCUGUGCUUCCAACUUUGUGGCAACAGUUUUGAGAAGGCCCUUUCCUGUUUCAGCAUGACAAUGCCCCCGUGCACGAAGGUCCAUACAGAAAUGUUUUGUUGAGAUCGGUGUGGAAGAACUUGACUGGCCUGCACAGAGCCCUGACCUCAACCCCAUCGAACACCUUUGGGAUGAAUUGGAACGCCGACUGCGAGCCAGGCCUAAUCGCCCAACAUCGUGCCGACCUCAAUAAUGCUCUUGUGGCUGAAUGGUCCAACAUCUAGUGGAAAGCUUUCCCAGAAGAGUGGAGGCUAUUAUAGCAGCAAAGUGGGGACAAACUCCAUAUUAAUGCCCAUGAUUUUGGAAUGAGAUAUUAGACGAGCAAGUGUCCACAUACUUUUGGUCAUGUAGUGUAUAUAAAAGUGCUCCCAACGCUUUUUCCAUUAUGGUUGCACCACAAGGUCAAGGUGACUGUGUACCCAUCUUAUUCACUGGUAUGUAUUUCUCAGGCACCACUUUGGUUUAUAGAGUACCACAGUAUGAGUCAAAAUACACAAAACCUAGCGGUCAAACAUGGAAAUGGUUCAAUCAUUUUUCAACCAUUCAUUUUUCCCAUUUUUAUUUUUAAACACUUAAAAUAAGGGCUGCGUUUCGUGUAGGCUUACCCUGGCGUGACGUUUUGAUAACCGUGUAAAUCUCUCUAGGACAAGGUGACUUUUAUCAAUAUAUUUGCCUGUUUUUACCCCCCCCCAAAAAAAUAUAAAUCUAAUUAGCUGCUAAUGUGGCUAUCAUAAAAAACUACAAAUGUCAUGAUGAUGUGGACGAUGCUGUCAAAUCGAGGCAAAGGUAAGAAUCUCUGGAUUAACUAUCUAAUGUUAGUUAAAUGUAGUAAUGAAUAAAUUGGCUACAUUUAUUUAAAUGGACAACUCUGUGAACUGUCUUGUGCAAGUUUUAAAAUGAUAUAAUACAUGUUAGCAAAUGUGUCAGCUAGAGAUGACGUGCAGGAGCUUGCAGGGAUUUGUAGUUUUGCAUGACGUUUACUUUAAUGCUAAUUAGCAUUUUCGAAUCUGAGAGUAAAAAGAGCUGAAUAUAUUAAUAAUAGUCACCUUGUCCGAGAGAGAUUUACAUGGUUUUACCGCUGGGUUUUAUGGGUAUUAUGACUCCUCCAUUGUGGGGCUCUAUUUGAGUAGCCAUAUUUGAGUAGCCAUGUUAGCAUUUUCAUAAGCUAAUGGGUCUGUUAGUGUGUAUCAGCAUGGAGCUAGCUCUCCCUGGGCUCCAUGUUACACUUUCAAAUCUCAUUUAGGGAUUCACUCUACAGCCAUUCCUGGUGUUUAUGCUGUCACCUGUGGUGCAAACAUAAAGUUUCUCUAUACAUUAUUUUUCUAUGUGAGAUGUCAUGCCAUCCCACUCCCAACACGGCAAAUGUAGCCUAGCUGUCAUGGUAAGCAACAAUUUAUUGAAAAUGUAUGUUCGUAUACAAAGCAUUCCUAGGGAUACAGUACAACAAUGUCGUUGUGAGAGUCCUGUGUGCCUAGAUGGGGGUGGGGGCAUUGAGGGUCGGAGGGGUGGCGUGUGUGGGUUUCUCCGGAAAUUCCAAUGCUUUUAAGGUAAUUAUAAUCCCGGAGAAAUGACAAGUGACGUAUGGGUAGAAUGCCGAAAGGAGGGAAGGCCACUUCCCAUGUGGCAUCCGGACAUUUCAUCAAAGUAAAUAUGAUGUUUGUGAAUAUAGGCUGUCAGAAUGUCAAACAGAUGCAUACCAUAAUGAGAAAUACCUCAGCAAAGCCAUUGGAUCCCAGGUAGGGUUUUGUAGAUUAGAUUUGUAUUUAGUCACAUGCACAGGGUUGCAGAUGUAUGUUAACCUACUAGACACCCCUCUGCAUUUAAAGUUAAGUUAAUUUGACUAAGGGCCCAUGCCUAUAAAGGCAGUUGUCAGGAGGCCAUAUACUGGGGAAAAACAAAACAAUUCUUCCUGGAAUUUUGCAACCCUACACCACAGUUUACCUAAACUGAGUAUACCAAACAUUACAGUGCCUUCGGAAAGUAUUCAGACCCCUUGACUUUUUCCACAUUGUUAUGUUACAGCCUUAUUCUAAAAUGGAUUAAUAAAAAAAAUCCUCAGCAGUCUACACACAAUACCCUAUAAUGACAGUGAAAAUGUACCAUAAAAAUAAAAAACAGAAACCAGAAAAAAACAUACCUUAUUUACUUAAGUAUACAGACACUUUGCUAUGAGAUUCUAAAUUGAGCUCAGGUGCAUCCUGUUUCCAUUGAUCAUCCUUGAGAUGUUUCUACAACUUGGAGUCCACCUGUGGUAAAUUCAAUUGAUUGGACAUGAUUUGGAAAGGCGCGCACACACACCUGUCUAUAUGAAGGUCUCACAGUUGACUGUGCAUGUCAGAGUAAAAACCAAGCCAUGAGGUCGAAGGAAUUGUACGUAGAGCUCCGAGACAGGACUGUAUCGAGGCACAGAUCUGGGGAAGGGUACCAAAACAUUUCUGCAGCAUUGAAGGUCUUUAAGAACACAGUGGCCUCCAUCAUUCUUAAAUGGAAGAAGUUUGGAAUCACCAAGACUCUUCCUAGAGCUGGCCACCCGGCCAAACUGAGCAAUCUGGGGAGAAGGGCCUUGGUCAGGAGGUGACCAAGAACCCGAUGGUCACUCUGACAGAGCUCUAGAGUUCCUCUGUGGAGAUGGGAGAACCUUCCAGAAGGACAACCAUCUCUGCAGCACUCCACCAAUCAGGCCUUUAUAGUAGAGUGGCCAGACGGAAGCCACUCCUCAGUUAAAGGCACAUGACAGCUUGCUUGGAGUUUGCCAAAAGGCACCUAAAGACUCUCAGACCAUGAGAAACAAGAUUCUCUGGUCUGAUGAAACCAAGAUUGAACUCUUUUGCCUGAAUGCCAAGCGUCACGUCUGGAGCAAACCUGGCACCAUCCCUAAGGUGAAGCAUGGUGGUGGCAGAAUCAUGCUGUGCGGAUGUUUUUCAGCGGCAGGGACUGGGAGACUAGCCAGGAUCGGGGGAAAGGUGAACGGAGCAAAGUACAGAGAUCCUUGAUGAAAACCUGCUCCAGAGCGCUCAGGACCUCAGACUGGGGUGAAGGUUCACCUUCCAACAGGACAGCAACCUUAAGCACACAGCCAAGACAACACAGGAGUGGCUUCGGGACAGGUCUCUGAAUGUGCUUGAGUGGCCCAGCUAGAGCCCGGACUUGAACCCGAUCGAACAUCUCUGGAGAGACCUGAAAAUAGCUGUGCAGCAUCGCUCCCUAUCCCACCUGACAGAGCUUGAGAGGAUCUGCAGAGAAGAAUGGGAGAAACUCCCCAAAUACAGCUGUGCCAAGCUUGUAGCGUCAUACCAAAGAAGACUUGGGGCUGUAAUCGCUGCCAAAGGUGCUUCAACAAAGUACUAAGUAAAGGGUCUGAAUACUUAUGUAAAUGUGAUAUUUCCGUUUUUUAUUUUUAAUAAAUGUGCAAAUAUUUCUAAAAACCUGUUUUUGCUUUGUCAUUAUGGGGUAUUGUGUGUAGAUUGAUGUGGGGAAAAAAUGUGGAAAAAGUCAAGGGGUCUGAAUACUUUUCGAAUGUACCGUAUAGGAACACCGUCCUAAUAUGGAGUUGCACCCUUCCCUUUUGCCCUCAGAACAGCCUCAGUUUGUUGGGGCAUGGACUCUACAAGGUGUUGAAAAUGUUCCACAGGGAUGCUGGCCCAUGUUGACUCCAAUGCUUCCCACAGUUGUCAAGUUGGCUGGAUGUCCUUUGGGUGGUGGACCAUUCUUGAUACACACGGGAAACUGUUGAGUGUGAAAAACCCAGCAGCGUUGCAGUUCUUGACACAAACAGGUGCGCCUGGCACCUACUACCAUACUCCGUUCAAAGACACUUAAAUCUUGUCUUGCCCAUUGACCCUCUGAAUGUCUCAAGGCUUAAAAUCAUUAUUUAACCUCCUCCCCUUCAUCUACACUGAUUUGAAGUGGAUUUAACAAAUGACAUCAAUAAGGGAUCAUAGCUUUCACCGGGUCAGUCUGUAAUGUAUAAUGCACUAGGUGCUGUUGAAUGAAUUGUUCUAUCCCAAUUCAAUUGGGAGCAUAAGUGGGGGCAUAAAUGACUUUCGAACUGCAUGUUUGAAACCCCUGGUCCUAACUGUUAAGGCUGUGAUUGUCAAUGGGAAAACUGACCCUAUAUCUGAGUACAAUCAGGAGAGCAGUGAAUCUCAAUACAGAAAAGCUUCAGCAUUAGCAUUUUGCCAGCAGCCGGCAAGACCACGUUUUUCCACUUGCCCUGAAAAGAACUCUGCGGAAUGCUGCAGCUUUGGCAAAAGAAAAUGUAUAACACAAGGCCUGGCUCUAAUGUAUUAAAUUAGCCUUAGCAUUGAAGAGUUCCCGUGUGAUCCAUUUGUCUCGUUUUUCUGGCCAUAACACAAAUUAGAUCAAUUAAUCACGUCGACUUCCCUCCACAUGUGACGCACCAAACUAUCUUUGGUGCCAGGUGGCGAGGUGAGAGAGAUUGCUUCCAGCCUCUGUUGGAGCGUCUUUUUGCGCACCCUGAGAGGGCAAUUCAUUGUUCCGUUGGUUGACGGUUUUUCCUCUGGCCUGAGGAAGGGUAGCUAUGAGAUAAAUAGGCUGCAUAGCUAGGCUGGAUAAAGCUUGUACUGGCUUCAUUCUGCCUUAAUGAUGGCUAAUGUACAAUGUUGCCCUUAUUAGUACAUAUUUCUACUCUUGGUACAGUGUACACAGUACAAACAUCCUACUCACUACCAUAGUGUUUGACUUGUAUAGCUUGGGUUUACCUUGAGGUUUCAGUCAAAAGCCGUAGGCCCUAGAGUACAAAAUCCCCUGUACUGUAGGUCUUCUCAUUUUUACAAUGGUGACAGAGGCAACCAGACCUUUAUCUUCAGUUAAUAGCUCACAGACACAGAUUGGGGACAACCUUUAAGGUCAAUGAGUACGUAGCUUUCAGAUGACUCAAUUCAGAUACCUGAUAUAUAGCACAUAGUCUUGCAUUUAAUUGCUAGUUUAGGCUAGAUAUGACAUUUCCAUUGUCCAGUAUUGAUAAUGUAUCUCUACCAUGCAUCUUGCUGGGAAGUUCUAAUAGACUGAAAGGGUCAUGCUUUGAGUCAUGCUUUAGGCUAUUUAAAGGAUGGUGUGUAAGGUUGACAUGGACACGCCAAGUGGCACAGAUGGAGAUGUUAGAGGAUUGCCCUCCAUCUGAAAAGGACACCUCUGGAUUCCCGGGAGUGGCAUCUGUAGAACCCCCCUCCAUCCCUUCUCCGUCCCUCCCAUCCCCAUUCCCUCCCACCCACUCAAAAUAGAUAAUGGAAGUGCAUCAUGGGGCUCUAUUAUUUUUCCCAUGAGAGAACUUGCCCCUGGAAGCUGAAAUGGCUAGGAAAUGGCUAGGAGAAGAGAGAGAGAGAUGUAGAGACAAAGGCAAAGUCUUGUCAUGCUUUGUUGAUUUCAAAAAAGCUUUUGACUCAAUUUGGCAUGAGAGUCUGCUAUACAAAUUGACGGAAAGCGGUGUUGGGGGAAAAACAUACGACAUUAUAAAAUCCAUGUACACAAACAACAAGUGUGCGGAUAAAAUUGGCAAAAACACACAUUUCUCAAUAGUUUUCCCCCCUCAUCAAUCUACACACAAUAACCCAUAAUGACAAAGCAAAAAUAGGUUUUUUGACAUUUUUGCAAAUGUAUUACAAAUCUAAAAACGGAAAUAUUACAUUUACAUAAGUAGGGCUGUGGCGGAAACAAAAUUUCGUCAGCCGGUGAUUGUCAAGCAAAUAACUGUCGGUCUCACGGUAAUUUACCAUUAAUUAACAUAAACACAUUUAGCAUCUUCUGGCCUAUAAGCCACUGAUGCAGACGUUUUGGAACAUCUACAUAAAAAAAAAGUCUAAUAAAUCCAUGUAAUAUAGCUUACACCUUCACAAUAAAUCCAUUAUUUAUUUUAGACAGGUCUAAAGAAGCAUGAUAUGAAAAAAAUUUAGUCUAUUUCAGAAGAACAGAAUAGCAUACUCGGAGUUGUCCUUAUGUUAGGUCCUGAUCUGGCUAUGCCAAAUGGCUGUGGGCUACACUAGUUCAUUUAGCAGACAAGAUUUGCUUAGAAUUCCGUGGCAUUAUUUUAUAGGAUGAAGAAUACAAUUGAACAAAGUAAUAUAAAUAUAAAUAUUUUCUCCAAACGAUUUGAGGGAGUGCGCACAUGCGGCUAUUCUGUGUUGAGCGGUUAACAAAGAGAUAGGUACUCUUAUAUGCUUAAUUUGAGUUAUUAAUGUAACUUUAGUUGUUGUACAAACGUUGGGCUAUAUGUUUAGAUUUUUAAUACAUUGUAAGGCUGCAUGAUGCGACUCUAAUUAUGAUUUUAAAAAAGUUGCUUGAAAGACAUGAGCUCUGCUUUGUUUUUUGCGCAGGCUGUACACACUUCAUUAGUCUCUCAUUCACAAUUUGACAAGCACUUGAUAAUGCCUCGAAUUUCACGGCGGCAUCCCCUUUGUGGCCGUAAUGUACCCUAAUAAAAUCCAUGCCUUUUGUGGCCGUUGUGCCCUUCUCCCUGAGUGCUGCACACUCCUAAGCACCUCUCACUCACACGGCUCUCCAUCACGUGAUCGGGUCUUUCUCACAGGCUACAAGUGAAGUCCAACACAUCGGGGACGCAACUGCGCGCGUCCUUAUCCAAUUCCGAGGUGCAUAUUGUAGAUAUUGGAAGAACUGUCCACAUUUACUUUUCAUCAGCCAACAAGAUGAGUAGACCUAACGAACAGCAAAAGCACUAGCCUAUGUCAAUCUCCUAUCCCCCAUUGAACAAAAGUCGACCUAUUCUGUGCGAGAAAUAAAUAUUCCAAACAUAGUCUGGGACAGUUGUGGGAUGCAAUAGAUCCCAAAUGAAUACAACCACUAGCGUCAAAAAACAUUUUUUACGCAAUGUGGCUGACGCAACAGAUCAGAACAUUUAGCUUAAAUGUUUAUAAACUAUUAGGCUAUUUCUUCACAUUAUAAGCGCAGCAAUGCACACAUGGCAGUAGGCUAUAAGCGUGAAUGUUCCAUUAGCGGGAAAACACCAUUAUCAAAAGUGACCGCAAAUGCGAUUAUGCAUGUAAUGCCAAACUUGAAACUCACGCGCUGCUUAUGUAUGCCAGUUAGCCUCUAAACCCCUUGUAAAGCGGUUUAAUGUGCUUAAUUUUAAGAAGUUAUUUAGCUGCACAGCUAUUUCAGGUCUUCCAUUCCUGUGGCGGUCCUCAUGAGAGCCAGUUUCAUCAUAGCGCUAGAUGUUUUUUGCGACUGCACUUGAAGAAACUUUCAAAGUUCUUGACAUUUUCCAUAUGACCUUGAUGUCUUAAAGCAAUGAUGGACUGUUGUUUCUUUUUGCUUAUUUGAGCUGUUCUUGCCAUAAUAUGGACUUAGCCCUAUUUGGUAAAAGACCAUCUUCUGUGUACUCCCCCUACCUUGCCACAACACAACUGAUUGGGUCAAACACAUGAAGAAGGAAAGAUAUUCCACAAAUUAAAUUUUUAAGAAGGCACACCUGUUAAUUGAAAUGCUAUUCCAGGUGAUUACCUCCAUGAAGCUGGUUGAGAGAAUGCCAAGAGUGUGCAAAGCUGUCAUCAAGGCAAAGGGUGGCUAUUUGUUUAACACUUUUUUGGUUACUACAUGAUUCCAUAUGUGUUAUUUCAGAGUGUUGAUGUCUUCACUAUUAUUCUACAAUGUAAAACAUAGUAAAAAUAAAGAAAAUCCCUUGAAUGAGUAGGUGUGUCCAAACGUUUGACUGGUAGUGUACACUGUCAGCUUUGGGACCUUUAUAUAGAUAGGUGUGUGCCUUUCCAAAUCAUGUCCAAACAAUUGAAUUCACCACAGGUGGACUCCAAUCAAGUUGUAGAAACAUCUCAAGGAUGAUCAAUGGAAACGGAUGCACCUGAGCUCAAUUUCGAGUCUCAUAGCAAAGGGUCUGAAUACUUAUUUAAAUAAGGUAUUUCUGUUUUUUAUUUUGAAUAGAUUUGCCAAAUUUUCUAAAAACCUGUUUUCGCUUUGUCAUUAUGGGGUGUUGUGUGUAGAUUGAUGAGGGGAAAAAAAUAAUGUAAUACAUUUUACAAUAAGGCUGUAACAUAAAAUGUGGAAAAGUCAAGGGGUCUGAAUACUUUCCGAAUGCACUGUAUAUAUCAACGAAUUGGCUAGGGCACUAGAACAGUCUGCAGCACUCUGCCUCAUCCUACUAUAAUCUGAAGUCAAAUGUCUUCUGUUUGCUGAUGAUCUGGUGCUUCUGUCCCCAACCAAGCAGGGCCUACAGCAGCACCUAGAUCUUUUGCACAGAUUCUGUCAGAUCUCGGUCCUGACAGUAAAUCUCAGUAAGACAAAAAUAAUGGUGUCCCAAAAAAUGUCCAGUUGCCAGGACCACAUACAAAUUCCAUCUAGACACCGUUGCCUUAGGGCACACAAAAAACUAUACGGCACGUGAAAGCUACAAAGCUGUGAACGAUCUGAGAGAAGGCAAGAAGGGCCUUCUACGUCAUUCAAAAGGAACAUAACAUUUUACGUACCAAUUAGGAUCUGUCUAAAAAUACUUGAAUCAGUUAUAGAACCCAUUGCCCUUUAUGAUUGUGAGGUCUGGGGUACGCUCACCAACCAAAAAUUCACAAAAUGGGACAAACAUCAAAUUGAGACUCUGCAUGCAGAAUUCUGCAAAAAUAUCCUCUGUGUACAACAUAAAACACCAAAUAAUGCAUGCAGAGCAGAAUUAGGCCGAUACCCGCUAAUUAUCAAAAUCCAGAAAAGAGCCGUUAAAUUCUACAACCACCUAAAAGGAAGCAAUUCCCAAACCUUCAAUAACAGAGCCAUCAGCUACAGAGAGAUGAACCUGGAGAAGAGUCCCCUAAGCAAGCUGGUGCUGGGGCUCUGUUCACAAACACAGAGCCCCAGGACAGCAACACAAUUAGACCCAACCAAAUCAUGCUUCCCUCCGGCGCUCUGAUUCGCCGGUCUACUGAGCCACCGGUCUGAGCGCACCACCUCGGCAACACCGGAAAAGAAACCCAACACACCCUAAUCACCUCCAGCGCACCUGCACCUCAUCAUCUCAUCACCACCCCUAUAUAGCCCUGGACUGUUCAGUGUUGUGUUGUGUGUGAUUGUUAGUGUCUUGUCGUGUACUCGCUCCUUGUUGUUCUCUUGCUCAGUGUUAAGUAAACCUUUACAUUGUUGAUUUCUGCGUCCUGCCUCUUCGUAUCCUCAGUACUCGUCACAAGAAAAAAAGUGGCAGAAUACCUGACUACUGUGACUGAACAAAAUUAAGGAAAACUUUGACUAUGUACAGACUCAGUGAGCAUAGCCUUGCUAUUGAGAAAGGUCACCGUAGGCAGACCUGGCUCUCAAGAGAAGACAGGCUAUGUGCACACUACCCACAAAAUGAGGUGAAAACUGAGCUGCACCGGAAGAAAGCCCUAUUUGGUAAAAGAACAAGUCCAUAUUAUGGCAAGAACAGCUCAAAUAAGCAAAGAGAAACGACAGUCCAUCAUUAUUUUAAGACAUGAAGGUCAAUCAAUACAGAAACUUUAAAGAACUUUGAAUGUUUCUUCAAGUGCAGUUGCAAAAUCAAGAGUUUUCAAAUGCCCCUGGGCAUAUAUUUUGUGUGAGACUUUCUCCUCGAUAUGAGAAAGCAUGACUGCAGUUUUUUAGUUUAUUGUGUCAGUCUUAAUCUACGAUUUAAAAAGCUGGGUCAUAUUUUUCCAUGGAAAAUGUUGGCCUAAGUCGAUUUUUGGCAUUAGAAAUGCAUACAGCUUAAAGAAUGACUGUGAGCAGGCUAACUGAAUAGAGGAGUGUGUGUGUAUGAAAUGUGUGAGCCCUCAGACAGCUGAACGGGCUUGUGUGUGCGUUAACUACCCACAUGUACAUUUCACUGUCUACACCUGUUGUAUUCGGCGCAUGUGACAAAUAACAUUUGAUUUGAUUGACACCUCGGCCCACCCAAGUGAAAGACUGCAUGUUCCAAAUGCUAAAGUGUUAGCGCUCUCUCUGUUCUGUUUCAGGGCUUAAACCCUUCCCUGGAGAGUGUGGAGGUCGGGACUGUGUGUAUGAGAGCAAGGAGUGUGUGUUCUUUGUACUCUCUGUAUCUGUUGUAAUCUAGUACAGUUGAAGUCGGAAGUUUACAUACACUAAGGUUGGAGUCAUUAAAACUCAUUUUUCAACCACUCCACACAUUUCUUGUUAACAAACUAUCGUUUUGGCAAGUCGGUUCGGACAUCUACUUUGUGCAUGACACAAGUAAUUUUUCCAACAGUUGUUUACAGACAGAUUAUUUAACUUAUAAUUCACUGUAUCACAAUUCCAGUGGGUCAGAAGUUUACAUAAACUAAGUUGACUAAGUGACUUUAAACAGUUAGAAAAUUCCAGAAAAUGACGUCAUGGCUUUCAUGAGGAAGGAAAAUUAUGUGGAAGCAACAUCUCAAGACAUCAGUCAGGAAGUUAAAGCUUGGUCGCAAAUGGGUCUUCCAAAUGGACAAUGACCCCAAGCAUACUUCCUAAGUUGUGGCAAAAUGGCUUAAGGACAACCAAGUCAAGGUAUUGGAGUGGCCAUCACAAAGCCCUGACCUCAUUCCUAUAGAACAUUUGUGGGCAGAACUGAAAAGUCGUGUGCGAGCAAGGAGGCCUACAAACCUGACUCCGUUGCACCAGCUCUGUCAGGAGGAAUGGGCCAAAAUUCACCCAAUUUAUUGUGGGAAGCUUGUGGAAGGCUCCCAAAACGUUUGACCCAAGUUAAACAAUUUAAAGGCAAUGCUACCAAAAACUAAUUUGAGUGUAUGUAAACUUCUGACCCACUGGGAAUGUGAUGAAAGAAAUAAAAGCUGAAAGAAAUAAUUCUCUCUACUAUUAUUCUGACAUUUCACAUUCUUAAAAUAAAGUGGUGAUCCUAACUGACCUAAGACAGGGAAUUUUUACUGGGAUUAAAUGUCAGGAAUUGUGAAAAACUGAGUAUAAAUAUAUUUGGCUAAGGUGUAUGUAAACUUCCGACUUCAACUGUAUAUGUAUGUAUGCAUGUAUGUAUGUGUGUGUGUAUAUAUGGGUCCAUGCAUGAAUGUGUGUGUUUAUGGUUCUAACCCUCUCCCCAUUCUCUGUAGCUCCAGCUGACAGCCCUGGCCUCGUGUAAGGGGGACGUGGUGGAGCUGAACAAGCGGCUGGUGGAGACGGAGAGAGAAAGAGAGCUGCUGGAGAAGAGACUGGCCAAAGCACAGGUACUCUACCGGACCAUAGACGUACAUACAGUAUAUUCACAUAGAUUCAUAUUCUUCAUUUGUAUUGUAAACUCACCUUUUACCUUCACAUAAGCUUACCAUUCAAAGUCCCAUGCGAAGAACAUUGCUGUAAUGCUGUGGGUACCACCACCACCCAAUCUAAAGCCUUACAAAUUUUUAUAAUAUUUCUGUCCAUAAGCCAGCUGCAAUGGAUCUCUGAUCAUGACCCAUCAUUUGAGAAACACUGUGUAAAUGGUUCCUCUUUCCCCUUCCUCUUUUCUGCGCCUGUGGUUAAGACCUCUCUGGUAUGCAAAUGUUCCUUUUGUAGGAUUUUUAUAUUUGAAUAAUAACCUAAACUGCUCUGAUGGCUGUUAAAGAACUACAGUAAAAAGCUGGGAUGGAAUUGAACUGGCUUCACAUAAGUGAGAUUAUUUUGAUGUACGUUUUUUGAAGAAUAUCUGGGAAUAGCUGACACGGCACACAGGCACUGAAUUGUAUGGCUCACUUAUUGGAAUGUGUCCGGAAAUCUCCACUCCCCCCUCCUCCCCGAAAACUACCAGUCCAUAUGCUCCAAUCAGAGUAGUUACUCUUCUGAGAAGAGAUGCAGCAUGCUGAUGACAUCAUCACAGAGAUCAUCUUUUGGUCGUUACUAUCUAGCAUGCGCUCGAAAGGAACAGCUUUCUUUUCAGAAGUCGGGUAUCAACUUCCCAUAACAUUGCUCAUAGUAUCGUGUCAUUUACAUUGUUUCCAGUGUAAUGUUGUGACCUUGCGUGUUUAUUAGAGGAGGAGGAUUUCAUUCCGGCUCUCUGGAUCCCUGCUCCCAUACAGUGAUGAGAGAAUGGAAGCUUUGCUUUUUAAAUAAAGAGGAAAUUGAUUUGGGGAGGAUUUGGCAUGAAGAAAUACACCCCAUAUGUCACUGGAACCAGGAAGCCUCAGUAACCAUGCCAGCUGCUCAGCUUCGAUCUGCUUUGUAGUUUUCCCAUUCCCAGUGAUUGACACUGGCUCUCUCCUAGGAGGGAGUUUUUGUGUGUGUGUGUGUGUGUGUGUGUGUGUGUGUGUGUGUGGUGUGUGUGUGUGUGUGUGUGUGUGUGGUGUGUGUGGUGUGUGUGUGUGUGUGUGUGUGUGUGUGUGUGUGUGGUGUGUGUGUGUGUGUGUGUGUGUGUGUGUGUGUGUGUGUGUGUGUGUGUGUGUGUGUGUGUGUGUGUGUGUGUGUGUGUGUGUGUGUGUGUGUGUGUGUGUGUGUGUGUGUGUGUGUGUGUGUGUGUGUGUGUGUGUGUGUGUGUGUGUGUGUGUGUGCGUGUGCGCGAGAUAGGAGAUGAGAAUGCUUGCUAAUGGAGAGAAUGAAUGGGUGUGCUAACAUUUGUGUUUGUCUAAUGGAAUGAGUGUAAUAGCGAGACAGAUUGUGUGAAUACCUGUUCUAUAAAUGCCUCGGCCUGACUGGGGAAUUUUAUUCAGACAUGGCCUUCUGAAGCAUCUCCCUCAGGCUGUUAGACUCAGUCUGUCUCCUUGGGCCACCACUGUGUGGGUGCGCGUGUGUCUCCCUGGACCACUACAAACAGACACAGCACUGGGUCAAAGAGCUGUGGAAUACCUCUGCUGGCACCUACAUCGACUAUAGGUAUUUCCCUAGUGGCCAUGGUUGUAAACAAAAGGCAAUAUAGUACUGUAAUUUGUGUUAAAUAUUGAUGCUAGAAGCUAUUUGGUUUGUUGGUUUCCCACCUGUUCCGCUGGCGGUAGAUGAAGAGGGAUAGGUCAUGUGUUAAAGAAGAAGCUUGAACUGUACUUGCACUGGAUGCCAUUGUGUUUGGAGAGGAGUGAAUAGAAUGAAACCAGUCUGGCUGACAUUGGUAAUUGUAGAGAGACUACAAGACCACUGAUCGAUUAGACAGUGAUGUCAUCAUACCAAGAUUCUACAGAAAGCACUAGGCCUAUAUCAGCACUGGCAGACAAUUGAAACAUUUGUCUCCCCUUUGCACUUUCCAGUGUCUUUUCUAUGAUACAAACUAUCUACACAUCUCAUUCUGUUAGUGUCUGCAUAGAGAGUAAUGACUGGAAUCCUUAUAAGUCAGUUAGUAUCUACACAAGUCAAUGAGGUCUCCUAACUCAGACAAAGUACCGGCAGUUGCUAUGGAGCCUGUAUAUGAAGUAAAACCCGUUGUAUGAUGUCAUCAAAAUGUGCCCACUCUUGACAUUUGAACCCUCUCAGGUUUCAAUCAAAAAAGUUUAUGCAACAGAGUGUCAGCUGUCGCUUGUUGUCUCUGAUUGGGGACCAUACUUAGGCAGCCUUUUGGCACUAGUAAGUUGUGGGAUCUUGUUCCGUGUAAGGUAUGUUGUUUGGGUCUACCUUGGACUUCACGUUUCGUUUAGUUUGUUGUUUUGUCGUUGUGUUUAUUCGGUAUAAUAAACAUGUAUGCAUAUCACGCUGCGCCUUUGGUCUGACCCGUCUAUGAACGAACGUGACAGAAGAUCCCACCACACCUAAUGCCAAGCAGCGUGCCCACAAGGAGCAAACGCCGAGGAUUCAACGGGAGGUAACUUUAGUAGAUGUCCUCCUCGGUUGGGGGAUAAUUACUGAGGAGGAGGCCGUCCGUUAUCGGGAGGCGAUGAAGGUUGAUGCCCAGGUAGGAGAGGAGAAACGGCGCCAACCGUGCCGACGAAGGAGACCCGAGAGGCAACCCCAAGAAAAUUUUUUGGGGGGGGCACACGGGGUGGAUGACGAGGCAGCAGGAGGCCGUGGAAGGGCGAAACUGCAGGUUAGGAGAGGAGGCCACCAUGUUACGGGGGCUAUUGGUUCAGAGGGAGCAGGAGUUAUUCGGUCAGAGUGAGGCGCUACAGGAGGCUAAAAGGGAGAAGGAAAGUGUAGAGGCACGGCGAGAGGAGCUGGUUAGAUAGCAGAAGGAGCGGGGGUUAAUAAAGGAACCCAGUCCCGCUCCUCGCACCAAGCAAGUGGUGCGUGUCGCCAGUCCAGUCCGGCCUGCUCCCCGCACUAAGGCAGUGGUGCGUGUUCCCAGUACGGCCCGACCCGUUCCUGCUCCUCGCACCAAGCCAGUGGUGCGCGUCGCCAGCCCGGCCCGGCCUGUUCCUGCUCCUCGCACCAAGCCAGUGGUGCGCGUCGCCAGCCCGGCCCGGCCUGUUCCUCGCACCAAGCCGGUGGUGCGCGUCGCCUGCCCGGCCCGUGUCUGCUCCUCGCACCAAGCCAGUGGUGCGCGUCGCCAGCCCGGCCCGACCUGUUCCUGCUCCUCGCACCAAACCAGUGGUGCGCGUCGCCAGUCCGGUCCGGCCCGUGCCUGCUCCUCGCACCAGACCAGUGGUGCGUUUGUCCAGUCCGGCACGGCCCGUGCCCGUUCCACCGGUGCCUGGUCCGGCACCAGUCAGCUGCUCCACUCCGGAGCCAGAGCAGUCCGCUCCACCGGUGCCUGAUCCAGUUCCGGUCAGCUGUUCCACUCCGGAGCCAGAGCAGUCCGCUCCGCCGGUGCCUGAUCCAGCUCCGGUCAGCUGCUCCACUCCGGAGCCAGAGCAGUCCGCUCCACCGGUGCCUGAUCCAGCUCCGUUCAGCUUCUCCACUCCGGAGCCAGAGCAGUCCGCUCCACCGGUGCCUGAUCCAGCUCCGGUCAGCUGCGCCACUCCGGAGCCAGAGCAGUCCGCUCCACCGGGGUCAAGUCCAGAUCCGGUCAGCGGCUCCAGUCCAGAGCCUGAUUAGUCCGGUGCCCGGUCCAGCUCCGGUCAGCGGCUCCAGUCCAGACCCAGACGUCAGCCCCUCUCCAGGUUCGGGGUCUCCCACACCAGGGUCCAGACAGGGCUUGGAGUAUAGUGGGAGGAAGGAGAGGGGAAGCAGCGCGCCGAGGUCCAGACCAGACCAGGGGCGCAACAGGGAGGCGGAGAAUAGGUGUUUGUCACGCCCGGAGCCGGAUCCGCCUCCGAGGCGGAAUGCCCACCCGGCCCCUACCCUGUUAAGUAAAGGUUGUGUGGUCGGAGUCCGCACCUUUUGGGGGGGGGGGGGGUACUGUCACGCCCUGACUCUGGGGACUCUUAUUUGUUGAGUCAGGGUGUGUAUGUUCUAUGUGGUGUAGAUCUAUGUUUAAAGUCUAGUAGGUCUAUAUCUAUGUUGGCCGGUGUGGUUCCCAAUCAGAGGCAGCUGUUGCUCGUUGUCUCUGAUUGGGGACCAUACUUAGGCAGCCUUUUGGCACUAGUAAGUUGUGGGAUCUUGUUCCGUGGAAGGUAUGUUGUUUGGGUCUACCUUGGACUUUGUUGUUUUGUCAUUGUGUUUAUUCGGUAUAAUAAACAUGUAUGCAUAUCACGCUGCGCCUUGGUCUGACCCGUCUAUGAACGAACGUGACACGGAGAUGUGGUGCCUAGAAUUAUAAGCAGGAUGUUUGGCUCAAAAAUAGCUUGUUUUCCUGAAGUGGAUGAUUUUUCAUUUGACCAUUGUAUUGGGGUAACCAUUUGUUCAGAACUCCCCACUCACAAAAAUAAUUUCAGACUUUUGAUGGGCUUUUCACCUCAAAAUGUACUUCUGAUUGAGGAUAGACAGACCAAGCCUUUGGCCCUUGUAGAAGUUUGUUGCCUAUGAAAGUCAGAGCCAAACUGCUUUGAAAAUAUGUUUUGGCCCUGCCAUAAACCACAUGCCACUUCCUAUCAGUGACUGUUGUGUCUCUGGGCAUCAGUGGACGGGUGUUAUGACAGUUGGUGACACAAGUCACACUGUGUGACCUGAUAAUGGCUGAGUGAAAGCUGCUCUUUGUCCCUGCAGCUCUCCAUGGGGUAGGGAGCUAAAGCCGCUCAGCUAGUUUAAUUGUCACUGCUGGCCAUUUGACUGGAGGUCUCCUGACUCAACCCAGGAUAACACACACACACACACACACACACACACACACACACACACACACACACACACACACAUUGGGGCUUUGUCUCAGCGUGGGGACUUUGAUGGCUGUGUCAGCCUGAGGCACAUACCUCGUCACCUGAACCCCCAACCUUUUAUACACAGACGUUUUUGUUUAUGUUGACGUACACCCCUGACUCCCCAAGCUUCUGACCUAUUGACCUUUGAAUCCUACUCUCAGAAACCUGGGGCUUAGACCUAUUCAAUGGGGCGCAACGUUUAGAAGGUCGCAGAUAGAAAGAUUCCACACUAGAGCUGGGAGAUAUGGACAAAAAUCCAUAUCGCAACAAAUUGUCUGAGUUGAUGUGAUAACGAUAAAUAGAAAGAUAAUUAUUGUGCACCACCGUUCUUUAAAAUGAUCCUUUAAACUACUACUACUAGUUUGAUUGUUGUAGCCAUCAAUUGUCCCAUUAACGAUCACGCAUAUUAGCAAACUUAUUUCAUUUCAACCUUCACAUUUCUCUGCUGUAGGCUACUUAUUGUAAUGAACAAUGUCAGAAAAAUGCCUGCGAUAAGUGAUCGGUAUGGUCAGUGUCGAUAGUUUUCAAUUUAUCUUUCCAGCUAUAUUCCAUACGACUCAAUGUUCCGCAUGACAGAGGUUUAUGGUUUUUCUAUCAACAUCAUGCAAUUCUAUGAUAUUUGUCACAUUCAUUUGGCAGUGUGAUUUCUGUACUCAUAAACACAGGAAUUAUUGUCAUAACGCCAAACUAUUGUGAGUAAGUCCAUAGUAGUUGUAGGGGAUAGCUUGUAGUAAUGUUAGUGAUUGAUUCAUGUUCCAUUGUGUAAAGCACUAGGCAGACCCCUCUGUUUGUUUCAUUUUCAUGUUCAACCUCCGACACAGGCCAGAAAAACAUACCGAUCUGCUAAGGUCACUCCAGGAAGCAUAGUAUAACACACACACACGCUCAAGCCUGAUCUCUAUCUCUCUCACUCACUCACCUCUUCUCAUCCUCCACUUGUAAUAUAGCUGAGGGGAAAGCUCAUACAUUUCUCUCUCUCCCAACCUCUGGGCUCCAUGUAGACAAUCCCUAGAAAAGCCCUUAGACCUCACACACAAUGGUAGCUGUUUGUGUGUUGUGUGUGUGUGUGUGCGUGUGCGCAUGCGUGCCAGAGACAACCAACCUUGCAACCCAACAGAGAAUCGCCUUUCAAAAAUGCGCAAAUAGUAGAAUAGGAUGCUGUUCAGAUAUUAAGGCUUUAGCUCAGUGGGAUAACAUGGUCUUGAGUUGAGACAUAACAUAUUUAUAAUGUGUGUUUUGUCAGUGUGAGCAGUCCUAUCUGAUGCGGGAGCAUGAGGACGUUCAGGAGCGGACUACCCUACGAUACGAGGAGAGGAUCACAGAGCUACACAGCAUCAUCGCUGAGCUCAACAAGAAGAUAGACCUGCUACAGGGCACUACCAUCAGGUGGGUGGUACACACACACACGUUAUAUAUAUAUAUAUAUAUAUGUGUGUGUGUAUAUAUAUUUAUUUACAUACACUUAGGUUGGAGUCAUUAACUUGUUUUUCAACCACUCCACAAAUUUCUUGUUAACAAACUAUAGUUUUGGCAAGUCGAUUAGGACAUCUACUUUGUGUAUGACACAAGUCAUUUUUCCAACAAUUGUUUACAGACAGAUUAUUUCACUUAUAAUUCACUGUAUCACCAUUCCAGUGGGUCAGAAGUUUACAUACACUAAGUUGACUGUGCCUUUAAACAGCUUGGAAAAUUCCAGAAAAUGAUGUCAUGGCGUUAGAAGCUUCUGAUAGGCUACAUGACAUAAUUUGAGUCAAUUGGAGGUGUACCUGUGGAUGUAUUUCAAGGCCUACCUUCAAACUCAGUGCCUCUUUGCUUGACAUCAUGAGAAAAUCAAAAGAAAUCAGCCAAGACCUCAGAAAAAUAAUUGUAGACCUCCACAAGUCUGGUUCAUCCUUGGGAGCAAUUUCCAAACGCCUGAAGGUACUACGUUCAUCUGUACAAACAAUAGUACGCAAGUAUAAACACCAUGGGACCAUGCACCUGUCAUACCGCUCAGGAAGGAGACGCGUUCUGUCUCUUAGAGAUGAACGUACUUUAGUGCGAAAAGUGCAAAUCAAUCCCAGAAGAACAGCAAAGGAACUUGUGAAGAUGCUGGAGGAAACCGGUACAAAAGUAUCUAUAUCCACAGUAAAACGAGUCCUAUAUCGACAUAAUCUGAAAGGCCGCUCAGCAAGGAAGAAGCCACUGCUGCAAAACUGCCAUAAAAAAGCCAGACUAUGGUUUGCAACUUCACAUGGGGACAAAGAUCAUACUUUUUGGAGAAAUGUCCUCUGGUCUGAUGAAACAAAAAUAGAACUGUUUGGCCAUAAUGACCAUCGUUAUGUUUGGAGGAGAAAGGGGGGACUUGCAAGCCGAAGAACACCAUCCCAACCGUGAAGCACGGGGGUGGCAGCAUCAUGCUGUGGGGUGCUUUGCUGCAGGAGGGACUGGUGCACUUCACAAAAUAGAUGGCAUCAUGAGGAAGGAAAAUGAUGUGGAUAUAUUGAAGCAACAUCUCAAGACAUCAGUCAGGAAGUUAAAGCUUGGUCGCAAAUGGGUCUUCCAAAUGGACAAUGAACCCAAGCAUACUUCCAAAGUUGUGGCAAAAUGGCUUAAGGACAACAAAGUCAAGUUAUUGGAGUGGCCAUCACAAAGCCCUGACCUCAAUCCUAUAGAAAAUGUGUGGGCAGAACUGAAAAAAGCGUGUGCGAGCAAGGAGGCCUACAAACCUGACCCAGUUACACCAGCUCUGUCAGGAGGAAUGGGCCAAAAUUCACCCAACUUAUUGCGGGAAGCUUGUGGAAGGCUACCUGAAACAUUUGACCCAAGUUAAACAAUUUAAAGGCAAUGCUACCAAAUACUAAUUUGAGUGUAUGUAAACUUCUGACCCACUGGGAAUGUGAUGAAAGAAAUAAAAGCUGAAAGAAAUAAUUCUCUCUACUAUUAUUCUGACAUUUCACAUUCUUAAAAUAAGGUGGUGAUCCUAACUGACCUAUGACAGGGAAUUUAUACUAGGAUUAAAUGUCAAGAAUUGUGAAAAACCUGAGUUUAAAUGUAUUUGGCUAAGGUGUAUGUAAACUUCCGACUUCAACUGUGUGUGUAUAUGUAUGUGUGUAUAUAUAUAUAUAUAUAUAUCUAUCCUUUAAAAAUAUAUAUAUUUCCCUUUAUUACUUUCCAACCCCACCAUCCCCUCCCUAAUUGGACUAAACUAGUGAACAACAAUGCUUAGGCCUCUACUUCAUGCUUAUACAUACUAUAUACAUUUUAUGGACACGGUCAAUAAUUAUAUUUUGUUUGUUUUUACUCCUGAACUAAUGAUCAUUUUCAUGAUGUCCAUCUGGUAUGCUUCUAUAUGCCAUAUCUUUCAAACUGUGCUCUUUCACAAAACCUCACAAUAUAUAACCUAUAUCCUUAUUAUGGACACAGUAUGUCUUACACUAGUUAUCUUGUUGUUAUUAGUUGUUGUUAUUAGUCCCAUCCUUCAGCCUUGUAAGUGUUUGUUUUCCUAGCUUAAGUGCCCUCUCCAGCCCUCUCCACCGGUGCUUAACACACUGAUGUGUACCGGGAAAAAAACUCCUCUGAAAAAAUAGGCAUCGGUUUGAGUGCUAAGCAGGACCAUUAACCAAGCAACUGAUUAGAAUGAACUCAAGCAUGGCAGCCCCCCAAAAUUCCUCAAUUUCCAAAAUGUGUACUGGUUUUGGUCACACUUUAUUUGGAUAGUCCGGAUUGUCCAUCUGUAGAUGCUUUACAGAUGGUCUUACUAUCUGUUGAUAAGCAACUGCUUGCUAAGGUUAGGUUUAGAAUAAGGGUUAGGGUAAGGGUAAAGGUUAAGGUUAGUGUAAGGGUUAAUGGAUAGUUAGUUGUAAUGUUACUGAUAGUCAAUCUGUAGAUGCUCUACAGACUAUCCAAAUUAAGUGUUACCCUGGUUGUUUAAUUAGGUUCGUUAUAAAGUCUUAUGCAUUUUGGAAAAGGGGAAUUCUCCAAAUCUGUUUGAUUUCAUUCUCUGAUUAUUUGUGUGUGUUUAUGUUUGCAUAAACGGUGCCAUGCCAAUUCAGUAUAUCUUGCGUCAUGUUGUCAGAACAGCAUAUAACAGUGUGAGUCAGUACUUUCUAUUUGCCAACCUUGUGAGAACUCUGUGAUGUGAAUUUACUGCCCGGCUAUUUAUUUCACAGACGUGCAAUCAAGAUUGUGUCAAACCAAUUAUAUGCAAUCAAACGACCCUAUAAUUCAGAGCUACUGGCAAGAUGUGACAUAUCAAUGUUUGGUAGCAGCAGUGAGGUUGUUUAGUGCAAUACUACUUUCACCAAUAGUGUUUAUUUCUGUAUCACAUACAUAGACCUAAUGGAUAGAGUUUGGAUAGAAUCCAUUUUCCCAAUGGAACUCCAGGCAUGUGUGGCAGACAAUAUACAGAAUCCGAGACGCAGGCACAAGAAUCAACAUUCAUUCAAAAUGUAGAAAUGUAUGCUGCUUUCAUUUGGAUCUAGACAUUUUCCUCGAUUGAAUUUAUCUAGCUGUCAUCGCAAGGGAUGACAAGUGGUAUCAACAUAGGUGUGGGGUGUCCGUGCUUCAUCUAAUAGAUAAUCCGAUGUGAUCAGUCUCACAGACGUGUAAACACUGCACUGCUAAGAUCUGACAUUUCUCCUGCAGGUUGGUCACAACGAGAGCUUUUCCCUCAUUAAAACUAUACAUGAUCUUCAUGCUUGUGCAUAUAUUUAAAUACUAAUGCCUGAGAAGUUCAGACUGGGACGUCACUAUUGCUUAAUUGCGGAGGGUUCUCAUCUGAAGCACGAAUAUACACACACACGUACGCGUAUACGUGCUGUAUAGGGUUAAUCAGCUUGCGUAUUCAUGUGGAAAGUGUGCAUAUUUGAAAAGGACAAAUGCUCGCCACAGCCUUAUAUGAAUGGCAUAGAUUUCCAUGUUUAAUAAGGCAUAGCUAAUCACAUGAAAUGGCUGUAUUUUGCCGUUUUACAGGUUAACUGAUGCUAAGCUUACAGGAUAUAGGCUGGAUCUCAGAGGGCUUGGAUCAAAGGGUCUAUUAUACUGUAGGUCAGGGUUCUUCAAUUCCGGUCCUGGAGGGCCGAAACACUUCAGUUUUUUAUUUCUACGUGGUAGUUAAUUGCACUCACCUGGUGUCCCAGGUCUGAAUUGGCCCCUGAUUAGAAGGAGAGGAUGAAAAACAGAGGUGUUUCGGCCCUCCAGGACCGGAAUUGAAGAACCCUGCUGUAGGUUUUCUCAGGUCGUUUUUCCAGAUAUUAACCAUGUUAACUAUACUCAAGGCUUAAGAUUGACAUGAUGGUACAUCUACACGGUUACUGUUUCUACUAUUUAUAGAUCAAUAGCUGAUACCCUAUAAAACAAACUGAUCUCUCGUUCCCACUGAUCGAUUCUAUACACCAUCAUCUGGUAAUGGCAGUGUGUGUGGUCAUGAAAACGACAUUGAAGUAAAACAAAACUUUGCAGGGAAUUGUCACACCCGCCUGGUUGCCAAAUCACUUUUAUGCUUUAGCUGACUCCUCUGUUUGCCAUCAUGCCAGGAAAUUACAGCGUUAUCGAAGCACAAACAGAUCUGUCAAGGUUAGUGUCAUAUCAGUUUGACCUAACUCAGACAACUCAGUGACCCUCUGCCCCUCAGGGAGGAGGAUGAGUUUUCGGAGCUGCGUUCGGAGCUCAGCCACAGCCAGCUCGAGGUCAACGAGGACGGACACAGCCUGGACCAGGACGGGGCAUCCGUCUCACUGCCUGAAAACCACUCCACCCUGGUGACCGCCGACAUGGGUAAGAAAGGACACAAUGUGCCUGUAGUGCUUGACUGUAAACCCACGUACAACUCUUAUAAAUGAUUUUGACUUGCUCUGAAUACCCUCAUUCUAUGGUUUAGUGGACACAUUCACCACCAAGCCGGAGUUGGCUCUACACCAUCAGUAGAAUGAAUGUGUUCAUGCUCUCACUCUAAUCUUCGCUUUUCUGUUUCACUAAUAACUGCUUUGAUCAGUGGUUCAUUUAAAUCCUCUCUCCCAUCCUAUGUUACCUAUCUGUGCCCAUAGACUCUGUUACCUACAGUAUCUGUGCAUGUCCUCCCUUGAUGGAUGGCCUGUUGCCAACCAACUGCUAUAGGGUUGAUGGCACCCAAUACACAAUUAUCGGCUUCUAGCGGAGAUAGAAUGAGGAGCAGUUAUGUGUGUGUGUGUGUGUGUCUGUGUGUGUGUGUGUGUGUGUGUCUGUGUGUGUGUGUUUGUGCUCGUGCUUGCAUGCACACUCCCACAAUGGAAAAUGUAUUCAGCAGAGUCCGUGCAGCAGUUCCUUCCUUCGAGACGCUAUUUAUACUCCCCUCUAUCAAUGGUGCUGAGAGCACCCAGCAAUCACUUGUCAAUGGUAAAGAGCUUUAUCGGUUUCUCUUCUUCAUUAUCCUCAACGUUGAGCAGAGAGAGAGAAGAAAAACAUUUUUCAGUCAUUUGUCUCUAGCUGUAGCCGGGGCAAUCUUAUCCCCUCACACACACAAAGGAUUUCACCAGUCAGGAAAUCGUUUAGGAAACAGGAAUACAAGUUUUGUUAAUCAUCACGUUCGUUCGUACAGCACUAAUUACUUUUGCAUUGUUGGCAAAAUCUGCAAAUACUUAGCCCCCUCCAGCGGUAGGAAAAGGGGGCACAUUGGGAAAUACGUCUGUCGCUCUCCACAUUUUCAUAUCCCACACAAUGUACCCAGGCUAUGUUUGACUAGGUCUGGGACGAUAAUCAUCAUUUAUUAUUUUGGAUGCAGUAUGGCAGCAGGUGCUCACCAUCGGCAUGGCGGUAUUGGAUGCUUUUGCAGGGCUUUUAUUUAUAUGCAGAUUUAAAUUUGUUUCUGAUGAGCCAAUUUGAAUCCCUCUUGAGAUAUUAAGUUGUAUCGCUUGAGAUAAAGAAGUUGACACAGUGAAUAGGGAACGGAAGCUUUGAAAUUGGUACAUGCCUUUUAGUGCUGUCCCCAUUUAGUCGACUGGUCGAUAGGCUGUUGGUCGACAGAGAUUUCUUUAGUCGAGCAGUAGCACAAAAAUACAUUUAAAAAAUCAUGGCGUGCAAGACAUCUGUCUGAGUGGACUGAUCCAUUGUGGAGGCAGUGGGGAUGGCAAUGUCCAUCACUCUAAGACUUGUGUUACUGAAAUUGUACAGUGCAUUCGGAAAGUAUUCAGACCCCUUGACUUUUUCCACAGUUUGUUACGUUACAGCCUUAUUCUAAAAUUGAUUUAAUUUUUAUUUUAUUUUAUCAAUCAACACACAAUACCCCGUAAUGACAAAGCAAAAUCAGAUUUUUAUACAUUUUCGCACAUUUCUUUAAAAAAAACUACGGAAAUAAUACAUUUACAUAAGUAAUCAGUCUUCUUGGGUAUGACGCUACAAGCUUGGCACACCUGUAUUUGGGGAGUUUCUCCCAUUUCUUCUCUGCAGAUCUUGUCAAGCUCUGUCAGGUUGGAUGGGGAGCGUCGCUGCACAGCUAUUUUCAGUUCUCUCCAGAGAUGUUCGAUUGGGUUCAAGUCCGGGCUCUGGCUGGGCCACUCAAGGACAUUCAGAGACUUGUCCCGAAGCCACUCCUGCGUUGUCUUUGCUGUGUGCUUAGGGUCAUUGUCCUGUUGGAAGGUGAACCUUCACCCCAGUCUGAGGUCCUGAGCGCUCUGGAGCAGAUUUUCAUCAAGGAUCUCUCUGUAUUUUGCUCCGUUCAUCUUUGCCUCUAUCCUGAAUAGUCUCCCAGUCCCUGCCGCUGAAAAACAUCCCCACAGCAUGAUGCUGCCACCACCAUGCUUCACCGUAGGGAUGGUGCCAGGUUUCCUCCAGACGUGACGCUUGGCAUUCAGGAGCUCUAUGGACAAUUCCUUCAACCUCAUGGCUUGGUUUUUUUCUCUGACAUGCACUGUCAACUGUGGGAACUUAUUUAGACAGGUGUGCACCUUUCCAAAUCAUGUCCAAUCAAUUGAAUGUACCACAGGUGGACUCCAAGUUGUAGAAACAUCUCAAGGAUGAUCAAUGGAAACAGGAUGCACCUGAGCUCAAUUUCGAGUCUCAUAGCGAAGGGUCUGAGUACUUAUGGAAAUAAGGUUUUCUGUUUUAAUUUUUAAUACACUUGCAAAACAUUAUGGGGUAAUGUGUGUAGAAUGAUGAGGAGAAAAAAAACAAUUUAAUCAAUUUUUGAAUAAUGCUGUAACGUAACAAAAUGUAGAAACAUUCAAAGGGUCUGAAUACUUUCCGAAUGCACUGUAUGUACAGAAAUAAGACAGAUCCUGCUUGUGUUGCCUGUUUGAGUGUUUGUUUAAUAACCUAUUGAUUCCGUGAGCACCAAGCCUCAACCACAUGUCGUAUAAACAAUUUCACAAAUGUGGCUGUUUUUAAUCUAUGCUAUGCUUUAAUAAAGGCUUUACACUUUUUUUUCGUUAGAACAGCCGCUCUGGUAUUGCUUAUAAUUUAUUUAGUGUUGACACUGUUCCAAAUGGUCCUUUUUCUUGAUCUCCUUAUUGUUAUUAUUAUUAAUUGUAUCAUUAUAAUAAGUAAUGUCAUUAUCAUUAGUAAGCUUAGUAUAGCAGCCUUGUAUAAUCACCAUCGAGCUGUAGGCCUAAGAGCGCAUCCUGUUUAGUUUUAAUACCGUAACUUACUUAGGCCUAUAUUUCAAUACUUCUAUAGACUACUGUAUCAAUCAAUAAUUAUUCGUUCGUCAUCACACAGCAUACGAGUCAUUCAUGAUUUGAAAUGCAAUCAAGCAUUUUAGUUUUAAAAUAAAAUAACAAAGCGACCCUUGACUAAUUAGCGUAAACAAUAAACAAACCGUUCCAUGUCGGCAAUUGCAUUCACGAAUGCAUGCGACUGUUUUUAGUCUUUGCUGUAAUAAAGUCCCCCCCCCCCCCCCCCCAAAAAAAAAAAAAACACAACCUGUUUUUGGUACGCUUAUAAUUUAUUUAGUGUUUGUUCCAAACGGUCAUAAAAAUGAUAUUGUAAUCAAACAGCACCUGUUUGGCACACAUAAUAUGCACACAGCGCUUGCACCUUCUUUUUCUUGAACUCCAGUAUUUUCCACAACUAGUAAGAUUUAUUCCACACAUCUGACUUCCCCUUUACCUCCUGAGCAACCAAACAUUCCCCCAUUUUCUAGUUUAUUUGUCACGUCAUCUGCAUCCAUUUUGCUGUCACGUGUUACGGUGUUCUGAGUUUGUUAUAACCAAUUUAUUGAUGUGAUUAUGAUCUGCUAUAGGUCAGGCCCUAUAGGUCACGUGCAUGCGAUGCAUACAUGUCACGUAAAGAGAGCAAGGAUUGAGGGAAUAGGGAAUGUUUUUCCUAAACAAAUUAGGGAUUUCGGUAACAGAACUUUUCAGACAGAAAUUGCUGUAAUUAUUUUGCAGCUUCAGCAGUUCGCUGUGGAUACAUGUACUGAAUGACAAUAUUGUCAUAUUAUUAUAUAAAAAAGAAUGGUCCUGCUUGUAUCGUUGUCUUUCUCUCAAAUAGUAAUGUGGUGUGUGUUGUAUUCUCUCUAAUCAGCAAAUGUGUGUGAGAUGCGGUUUAAUGAGUGUGUUACUAGCCUGCAGCAUUCAGUCACCCUCGGGCGCUCAGUUAAACCAUUAGCAUUUAGCACAUGGCUGGUUAUUAGUAUGGCCCUAGCACACAAAACAUCAACACUAUGCUCCAAGGUCACCUUGCUCAUGCAGACUACAGUAGCUGUGUUGUUCUAGCCACAUGGAGGUUAGAUUAUUUGUUCCUAGAUCAGUGUAUCUGGCUCUAGUCCUAUUAUAUUUUGGUCUGCAUCAGGCAUACUAGCAUUCAUUUAUCUGAUUCCACAUCCGUUUGACCCUGGCCCUGGACUUCUUCCCUGUAGUCUACUGCAGUGGCCUGAACUCAGUUUGCCUGACAUUUACAUUAGGCUUUUAAACAUUAAUCCAAUCCUAGACCAGUCUAUCUGACCCGGAUCUGUGCUUUCUCCCUGUAGACAACUGCAGUGACCUGAACUUGGAGCUGCAGCGGGUUCUGACGGGGUUGGAGAGCGUGCUGUGUGGGAGGAAGAAGAGCACAUGCAGCCUGUCUGUGGCCGAGGUGGACCGCCACAUAGAGCAGCUGACCACCGCCAGCGAACACUGUGACCUUGCCAUCAAGGUAAGACAACAGGAAAUGACUAGCGGCUAAGACUGAGACUCGUUUUAGCAAAUCCUUUUCCUUCCUUAUAAACACAAUUAAUUGGGAGGGAAGAGUGAAGGAGGAUAAAGAGCGGACAGACUGAAAUAAAAACAUGCAGGAUAGAUGAAAAUAGGUUAACCUAAUACUGGUGUGCAAACCUUUCCUAUUAAAUGCAUUCACAGACCCUUAAAGAAAGGUACAUAAAAAUACAGUGAGAUUAGUUAUAAUACUUAAACUGUUGUAUGACGUUGAACUGUCCUGCUGUAAGACCUAAGCCACUUCCAGUAAUCCAUCAGCAGGGGUCCUGGGGUGACCCUGGGUUGGACCCAACAGUAACAGACCGUCUCAGCCUGGGGGGCCUGUGUGAUGGGGGGCCUGAUGGUGGUCCCCAUGGUGACUCCUCAGCUCAGGUAAUGGAACCCUGUCUGCCUGGCUGUAAUCUCUGUAGCGAUGGGAGUGUUAGCAGUCCUAAGGGGAAUUCAGUCUGCUAGCUAUUUGUUCCUCGCAAACAGAUAAUACAACACACACACAGGGAAAGAUGGGAGAAUGAGAGCGAGGGAGAAUGAAAGGGAAAUAGACCUAUAGACACAGAAUGUGACAAAGAGAUGGAGAGAAGUAGAGAAAGGGAGAGGGAGAUACAGUUAUGAUAAAGAAAGAUAGAGAAAGGAGAGAGGCAAAGUGAAGGACAUAGAAAUAAAGCAAUAGAGUGGAGGGAGCUCCUUGCCUCAUCCACCAAGUAAUUUUCAUGACCAAAAGUAUGUGGACACCUGCUUGUUGAACAUCUCAUUCCAAAAUCAUGGGCAUGAAUAUGGAGUUGGUCCCCCCUUUGCUGCUAUAACAGCCUCCACUCUUCUGGGAUGGCUUUCCACUAGAUGUCGGAACAUUGCUGCGGGGACUUGCUUCCAUUCAGCCACAAUCAUUAGUGAGGUCAGGCACUGAUGUUGGGCGAUUAGGCCUGGCUCGCAGUUGGUGUUCCAAUUCAUCCCAAAGGUGUUCGAUGCGGAUGAGGUCAGGGCUCUGUGCAGGCCAGUCAAGUUCUUCCACACCGAUCUCGACAAACCAUUUCUGUAUGGACCUCACUUUGUGCACGGGGGCAUUGUCAUGCUGAAACAGGAAAGGGCCUUCUCAAAACUGUAGCCACAAAGUUGGAAGCACAGAAUAUUCUAGAAUGUCAUUGUAUGCUGUAGCGUUAAGAUUUCCCUUCACUGGCCUAGCCCGAACCAUGAAAAACAGCCCCAGACCAUUAUUCCUCCACCAAACUUUACAGUUGGCACUAUACAUUGGGCCAGGUAGCGUUCUCCUGGCAUCCACCAAACCCAGAUUUGUCCAUCGGACUGCCAGAUGGUGAAGCGUGAUUAAUCACUCCAGAGAACAUGUUUCCACUGCAUCGGAGGUCCAAUGGCGGCGAGCUUUACACCACUCCAGCCGACACUUGGCAUUGCGCAUGGUGAUUUUAGGCUUGUGUGCGGCUGCUCGGCCAUGGAAACCCAUUUCAUGAAGCUCCCGAUGAACGGUUAUUUUGCUGACGUUGCUUCUAGAGGCAGUUUGGAACUCGGUAGUGAGUGUUGCAAACGAGGACAGACGAUUUUUACGAGUUACGCGCUUCAGAACUCGGCGGUCCCGUUCUGUGAGCUUGUGUGGCCUAUCACUUUGCGGCUGAGCCGUUGUUGCUCCUAGAUGUUUCCGCUUCACAAUAACAGCACUUACAGUUGACCGGGGCAGCUCUAGCAGGGCAAGACUUUGACAAACUGACUCUUUGGAAAGGUGGCAUCCUAUGACGGUACCACGUUGAAAGUCACUGAGCUCUUCCGUAAGGCCAUUCUACUGCCAAUGUUUUUAUAUGGAGAUUGUGUGGCUGUGUGCUCGAUUUUAUACACCUGUCAGCAACGGGUGUGGCUGAAAUAGCCAAAUCCACUCAUUUGAAGGGGUGUCCACAUACUUUUGUAUAUAUAGUGUAUGUCCUUUGUGUUAAGACUGCUAAAGGCGUAACAGACAAUCACUAUAACUGGCAUUCAGUUAGUGACAGUCACAGCCCACUCACUGUAAGGUGGGAGAAUGGAUUUACUUGGCUUUAUGUUAUCAGCCUGAAUGGUCCUCCAUCACAAACUAUUGUGUCAGAGCAGCAAUAGAGGACAGAUGGAGACAUAUUACUGUAAAGAAAGAUAAAUCAAGAUCCCUAUGUUGAACGUUUAUUUAGCUAUCAAUUUCUCCCCCUUUUGUUGGUUGAUCACAGUGGACACAACCAGUGCUAAUUAAUUUGGAUGAGGACAGGGGCUUUCUCCUUGGGCUUGAAAGAGAGGAAUUUGAGUUGCCUUGUUUCAGUAUGAAUCUGACCACUUAAUCCUAAUCCAAUUACAUUUUGUGGGAAGAAAAAUAGACGCCUUCACAGUUCCAGCUGAGAGGCUUAAUCCCAAACCGAUCCCUCUUUUCUAGACUGUGUCCUAAUUGUGUCUUUUUGUAAUUUGAUAGAAACAAAAAUUAUCAAGUGAGUAUGAGCGGUGGAGCUGAUUCCUACACCGACAUAUCCAGUCCUUUCAGAUUUGCGAGGAGUCAGCCAAGGAUCUAGUGAUGGGUUUGGGAUUGGGCCACAGUAUCCCAUUGUGUGUGGAUCCAAUCCAUUACCAAUGACUAAGCCUAUAAAAAGAAACAGAGUACCACACAGGCAAAUAUGUAUCUUCUCCCAGGCCAUUUGUUGAUAUUGGGUGUUCAUGCGGCACAGACAAGUUUAAGUUACUCCACAUGAUCCAUAGCAGUAGUUGGGCUUCUAACACCGUUUCGAUUCAGUUGAUAAAGCCGAUCCAGACCUCAUACAGAGGGAGGGAGCAGAGGCGCUGUACUUUAUAUGAUAUAGAGCCCAUAGACACUAUGCCGUCUUAAACCCAACAGCUACCAUGAAGGUUCCAGUUUAAGAGAGUAUGAAAUACACAUGUCAAGCAUUUGAGUGUUUAAAAUGCAGUAGUGGUGCUUGGGUAAAAUCACUGGGGAAGCCAAUGUGUUGUGAUAACUGCAUUGUUUUCUCUAUAACCUGUUAGUUCAUAUGCUUUGCCACUGUGAUAUAUAGGCCUUAUGCCGAGACAAUAAGAAGACAAAGUGGCAGAAUAAAUUCAACACCACCUUUGUUUCAUCACAAAACCGGAGAACAACAUCUGUCCACAAAGCAUAUUGCAUGUAACAAACAGUUACAUGACCUACAGCAUGGUCAAUCAAGUUAAUGCUUCCGACAUUCUCGGACUACAUAACUAUUGAUUUAGAACCACUGAGAGUUACCGCAAGUCGCAAACAAAACAGGAGCUGCCUCCACUAUUCUAGCACCAUUUCAACUACAACAUUUCAUCAUCAAAUCACUAUGCUUAGUCUAAUACAGUGACAAUUAAAAUAUACCAAAAACAAUUUAGUCCAUUCAACAUAAGCUAAAUAUGAUGUGGCUGUCAAUUGUACUGAUUUAUGUGUGUGCUUGCGUGCAAGUAGAAAAAAACAUGUUGACUCACCCUACUAGUAGAGAAACGCCAACGCCAUCCUCCUCUCUUUCAUGUCGCCGAAACGGUCGAUGACUAUGUCAUACAGUAGGCUACACGCUUUUAGUUUUUGUUGUCCUGGCUAAAAUGCUUGCUCGCUAGCCUAACUUCCUUUCAUGGGCAAUGAUGAGCCAGCUAGUUAACAUUAACCUACUACAUCUAGCUACAUAUUGAACUUCCAUCCUCUCAGGUCAGGGGCACAAUGUAUGAAUUAAUGGUUGGAUCAGAAUCGCCAUUAUAAUCAUUGGCCAGUACAGAGAAUUAAGUAAAACCACAAGUCCAAAUCCCUAUCGCCAUUCAUGGCUAAUUUAGAAAAGGGACAUUUUUAGCUAGCUAGUCAUGGGAGGACAACAACACAACGAGAUGCAACAAUUAAAGUUAUUUCUGUCAUUGACGUUUUGGCUUUUGUUGUGAUGUGAUUGGUGUGAAGCCAAAUCCAAACUGGCUUCCCAUGACACUUUUUGUUGUUGGUGCGCCUGGACCAUUCACAGUUGAGCUCACUCAGUUUAGCUCAACGCUGAUUGGCUUUUUUAUUAUAUUUUUUAUCAAUGGAGGCCACAUGCUCGCCAGCAUUCAAUGCUAUGGGCGGCAACAAUAUCAUGCUCUUUUUGACCAGACAGCAUCAGAUAAAUGGGCUAAACUAUACAGAGACAGAGGGGCGCUGUUUCGCUUACUCUGAGAUACAUUCAGCCUCAAAUUGAAGGAAUAUUAUAAAACACAGAUUACACAAUUAUUUCUUUUUUUUCUUGGUGAAUGUUUUGGUUUCCCUUGGCAUCCAUGAAUACACCCCACUGUUAAAAUGAUUUAUUGUGGUGAAUUCAGGACACACUCGGCUAAUUGGGGGCAUUUCAGUGCAUUUUCAAAUCAGUUCCAGAUUUCAAAUGUUCUUCGUAAAAAAUGGUCUAGGCCUAUAUUAAAUAUCAACCCUCAAAUGUACAUUACUGUAAAAAAAAGUAUUAGUUCAAGGCAGUAUUAGGUUGCAGUAGCAUAUUCCAGAAAUAGAGACUAUACGGUACAGUACCACUCAUCUCAGUAUCUCUGUGGCUUAGCCAUGCUGGGGUAGACUUCUGUUCAUUUAGAGGUUAAAUUGGAGAGUUAGUGCUGGUAUGGAGUGAUUUCAGUGCCAACAGAAAUUGUAUUUCAUUUUGAAUUUGUAUUAGGAUAUUGAAUUUCAAUGUAAUAUUUUUGAAUUUGUAAUGCACAAAUUGAAUACUUAAAUUCAUAAAUUGAAUUUUUAUUUCAUGAUUUGAAACUGAAUUGAAUGAAUAUUGCAUUGUUUUAAAGUCAAUAUUUAUAUAUUCAGUUUCAAUAUGAUAUAUAUUGCAUUCAUUGUCUAUGUAUCAAGUUUACAAACUAUUAUUGGAAGUUUAUCAAAGUUUCAAAAAUUCAACUUUUCAGAUGCAUUCAGAUUCAGUUUUUCGAAUUCAGUUCUCUAAAUUCAGAUUCAAAACCAGAGACAACAUCCUGGUACUUUGCCGGCCAGGUAUGAUAGAGAAGAACAGAUCGAAUAAAGCACUCUCUGUGGUAAACAGAAGCUUCUGGCGGUUUCUGAAGCCAAUGUGGCAUGUUGAAUUUAGGCUAUCCUUAGAAGGGCUAUGAGAGGGCUAUUGAACAACAUUUCUCCCUUCUAACAUGUCCUGCGCAGCCUUUGAGGGCAACAGAAGGCACAUCCAUGUUCCCGAGAGUCUAAACUUUCAGGAAUGGGGUCAUAAUGUCUAGAGCCAUAUUCAAUGGAAGAAAAUAAAUUGAACAUGCCACUGCCAGAAGCUUCUGUUUACCACAGAGAGUGCUUUAUUCGAUCUGUGUGUCCUCGAUCAUACCUGGCUGGCAAAGUACCAGGAUGUUAUCUCUGGAUUUGAAUCUGAAUUUAGAGAACUGCAUUUGAAAACUGAAUCUGAAUGCAUCCGAGAAGUUGAAUAUAUGAAACUUUGAUAAACAGACCCCUUCCCUUUUCCCACAUUUUGUUACAUUACAGCCUUAUUCAAAAAUUGAUUAAAUAACAUUUUUUCCUCAUCAACCUACACACAAUACCCCAUAAUGACAAAGCGAAAACAGAUUCUUAGAUGUUUAAAAAAAAAUGUAUUAAAAAACAGAAAUACCUUAUUUACCCAAGUAUUCAGACCCUUUGCUAUGAGACUCGAAAUUGAGCUCAGGUGCAUCCUGUUUCCAUUGAUCAUCCUUGAGAUGUUUCUACAACUUGAUUGGAGUCCACCUGUGGUAAAUUCAAUUGAUUUGGAAAUUAUUUGGAAAGGCACAAGCCUGUAUAUAUGAAGGUCCCACAGUUGACAGUGCAUGUCAGAGCAAAAACCAAGCCAUAAGGUCGAAGGAAUUGUCCAUAGGAGCUCCGAGAUGACAGGAUUGUGUCGAGGCACAGAUCUGGGGAAGGAUACCAAAACAUUUCUGCUGCAUUGAAGGUUCCUAAGACCACAGUCGCCUCCAUCAUCCUUAAAUGGAAGAAGUUUGGAACCACCAAGACUUUUCCUAGAGCUGGCCGCCCGGCCAAACUGAGCAACCGGAGGAGAAGGGCCUUGGUCAGGGAGAUGGUCACUCUGACAGAGCUCCAGAGUUCCUCUGUGGAGAUGGGAGAACCUUCCAGAAGGACAACCAUCUCUGCAGCACUUCACCAAUCUGGCUUUUAUGGUAGAGUGUCCAGACGGAAACCACUCCUCAGUAAAAGGCACAUGACAGCCCACUUUGAGUUUGCCAAAAGGCACCUAAAGACUCUCACCAUGAGAAACAAGAUUAUCUGGUCUGAUGAAACCAAGAUUGAACUCUUUGACCUGAAUGCCAAGCGUCACAUCUGGAGGAAACGUGAAGCAUGGUGGUGGCAGCAUCAUGCUGUGGGGAUGUUUUUCAGCGGCAGGGACUGGGAGACUAGUCAGAGAUGAACGGAGCAAAGUACAGAGAGAUCCUUGAUGAAAACCUGCUCCAGAGCGCUCAGGACCUCAGACUCGGGCAAAGGUUCACCUUCCAACAUGACAACGACCCUAAGCACACAGCCAAGACAACGCAGGAGUGGCUUCGGGACAGGUCUCUGAAUGUCCUUGAGUGGCCCAGCCAGAGUUGCCCGGCCAGAACCCAAUCGAACAUCUCUGGAGAGACCUGAAAAUAGCUGUGCAGCGACGCUCCCCAUCCAACCUGACAGAGCUUGAGAGGAUCUGCAGUGAAGAAUGGGAGGAACUCCCCAAAUACAGGUGUGCCAAGCUUGUAGCGUCAUACCCAAGAAGACUCGAGGCUGUAAUCGCUGCCAAAGCUGCUUCAACAAAGUGCUGAGGAAAGGGUCUGAAUACUUAUGUAAAUGUGAUGCUUCAGUUUUUUUUUUUUUAUAAAUUUGCUAAAAUGUGGAAAAAGUCAAGGGGUCUAAAUUCUUUCCGAAUGCACUGUAUACAGAUCCUUCACAUAGUAUUCAUACCCAUGACCUAUAACACAUGUUGUUGUGUUACAGCCUGAAUUUAAAAUGGAUUAAUUUAAUAAAAAAUUGCACUGAAAAUAUUCAACUCAAUUGAAUUUUAUAACUAAAUGCAAUAUUUAUUCAAUUCAGUUUCAAAUCACAAAAUACAAGUUCAAAUGAUGAAUUCUAUGAUUCAAUUUGUGCAUUACAAAUUCCAAAAUAUUAAAUUCCAUUACAAUAUCCUAAUACAAAUGCAAAAUUAUCGCUCAAUACCUGGCCUGGUGUGAGAUCUACAGCAGUCGAUGAGACUUGGGAUUUCAAGUUCAUUCCAUUUCCUUCGGUGUUUAAACCAAUUGCCUCUUACUCAAUCCCCCCCUCUCCUGCUCUCUCUCUAUCGCUCUCGCCCUCUCACUCUGUCUGGGAGCUGAGAGGGAGAUGGAUGGAUGGAGGGAUAAGAGAGAUUGACUCUCUGGGGUGUGGAGGAGAUAAAGGCGUGACUCAAGCCUGUCUCUAAGCCCACUACAAGCCUAUGAAUCACUCUACAGAUCCUCAUCUCUGAUGCUAGAGACAGACAUGAUCAUAGACGCUAACCCUCUGCCAUAUCUCACACGUUCAUACGUACGCACGCACAUACACACACAGUUAUACACUCUAAAAUAUGGGCACUUUUGGGAGAUCAGGGGUUUCUUCCACUAGAUAGAAAAAGGAAAAAGACACGUACAUAAAUCAUCGUCUUGGGUGCUUGUUCUACUCAUGUAAAUUGAGACGCGUGAUGGACUACACUACCCACAAAUUAUAAACAUAAAAAUUGAACCGCUAUGUAGGGGAAAAUCCUGUGCAAAAACAAAUGUGCCUGACAUGUUAGAUUUUCUUGGUCUCACUUUUGUUUUGUCUCCCUGUUUAGUUUUUCUCAUAUCAUUUUCUUGUCUCUUUCUUGGGGCUACUACUGUCACGAUCGUCGUAAGCAACGGACCAAGGCGCAGCGUGAUAUGCGUACAUCUUUUAAUGAGUACUUUAUACACUACAACAAAACGAUACGUGAAGUCCUAAGGUUAACAAACACAAACCUCUCCGGAACAAGAUCCCACAAAUGACAAGUGCAAAACAGGCUGCCUAAGUAUGGUUCCCAAUCAGAGACAACGAGCCACAGCUGUCUCUGAUUGGGAACCACCCUGGCCAACAUAGAAAUAAACGAUCUAGAAAGAAACACAUAGAAAACAAAACAUAGACACUACACACCCUGGCUCAACAUUUAAGAGUCCCCAGAGCCAGGACGUGACAACUACAAGGUACCAAAUUGUUAUUUUUUGUGAUGCCAAUUUCAAUGAGUCCCAGAGAAUCCACAGUCAUUCACAUUUGGUUAGUAGAAUUGUUACCGUGUAAUCUCAAUCUCAACACCCUAUACAUACGGCACUGUAAAAUGGCGUGCCAUAAAAUAACGUUCCCCCUCUUUCCUCCUUCCCCCAGACGGUGGAGGAGAUCGAGGGAGCCCUCGGACGGGACUUCUACCCCAGCCUGUCGGAGGAGCGGAUGCACUGGGAGAAGGAGCUGGCUGGCCUGAGGGAAGAGAACGAGAGCCUGACGGCCAUGCUGUGCUCCAAGGAGGAGGAUCUGAACCGCACCAAGGCCACCAUGAACGCCAUCCGGGAGGAACGUGACCGCCUGAGACGACGGGUCAGUCAGCUGGGUCCCGUUAUUAUGAUUUUUUACGUUUUCUGUGUACCUUUUUGAGCCUUUCCACGUGACUGUGUUGGUAGCUGACAGACUGGGGUGCAUCGUUGCUUAAUAUUACUAAGUCAGGUUUACAUUAAUUUUGGUUGAAUCUGACCCAUAGCAGUCAGUACAUAGAAAUGUAUCUAGUGAGGUGGAAGGUAGAAAGAAGAGACUCAACAAUGCAAUGUACAUGUAUUUUUGAUUAGAUCCCAAAAAAGUUGUGAGAACUUGACCCUGUUGCCAAAUCUCCAGUAAAUGUGUCCUAGUGUGAACCUGUUCUAGGUAGAGAACUAAGACUGUAAAAAAAAUCUCUGCACAGAAUGCGCUAAGCUGUAAUUAUGGUCCACCAUGUCCGUUUGAUUGAACGAUCUGCGGAGAUCGGUUCAAAUAUAGACAUGUUCUCUGAUGCCUUGUCGCUAGGCCACUGCAUUGACAGACACUCGCACGUACCAUUUCUAAUUCCAGCAAGUUUAUUCAGGGAUGUCUGAAGGAGAAGAAGACAUUACUGGGCACGAGUGGCCAGACACAUGUAUUUAUCCUUGCUCCUGCAAGAAUGAACCCUUUGAAUUUUCCAGCUGCAAACUGAGUUCUGCUUUCUGAACCAAACGAUGGUGCGCCGGUUAGGGCGGCCGUCUGAAUCAAUACGUUGAGCACUUUUAGACACAUAAUCAAAUCUGGUGUCCUCCCAAGGCUUGCUGAAGCUAGUUAGGACCGUAAUAUGAUUAGACUGCGAGAUGUAUCGAGCUAAAAACGGUCAGGCCGACCUAACCAGCCUCACUAAUUCUAGUGGGUCCUCAGAAAGGAGACCCAGACGCAGCAGAAAAAGCAUCCCAGCUCAGCUCAGAGCACUCGUUCCUCCCACCCUCUCAAUUUCUCCUCUCCUCUUUCCUCUAAUGAAAUCUGACCGUUUUGCAGACUAAUUGGACAAAUGCAUUGCGUUGCUGUUUCAAUGUGGGGCUCCUUAAAGGAUUUGCUAUGCACACACCGGUGUGUCCUUGGGGGCCCGCUUCCUCCUGCUCAGCCUUUUAAAAUAUGGAUUCCCCCUCAUUUGAGACUCAAGGUCCGAAUACGAUCUUAACUUUCCUUCCCUAUGCUUUUACCUUCCAUUUGAAGGACAGGUAUUUACUGUGGUAGUAAGCAUCUGUUACACCUUUUACAGUACCGGUACUGUAUGUGUGUAGUCCACAUAAUUCAGCUGUGUCGGCAGUUUGUUUACGAUACAAAAGAGCCUUGACUUUUAAGUCCAGAGACAGACCUCUAUAUAUUGGCAUGUCAUUGUAAGCUUUUACAAUGCACUCCACUCAUAAUAAGAAUCACUGAUAUGUUGGAAUCAACCACUUCCAGUGAAACACCACAGCACAAGGCAGUGUAUACUGAAGAAAAAUAUAAACGCAACAUCUUAAGUGUUGGUCCCAUGUUUCAUGAGCUGAAAUAAAAGAUCCCAGAAAUGUUCCAUACGCACAAAAAGCGUAUUUCUGUCAAAUUUUGUGCACAAAUUUGUUUACAUCACUGUUGGUAAGCAUUUCUCCUUUGACAAGAUAAUCCAUCCACCUGACAUUUGUGGCAUAUGAAGAAGCUGAUUAAACAGCAUGAUCAUUACACAGGUGCACCUUGUGCUGGGGACAAUAAAAGGCCACUCUAAAAUGUGCUGUUUUGUCACACAACACAAUGCCAUAUAUGUCUCAAGUUUUGAGAAAGCAUGCAAUUGGCAUGCUGACUGCAGGAAUGUCCACCAGAGUUGUUGCCAGAGAAUGUAAUGUUAAUUUCUCUGCAAUAAGAUAAUUUGACAGUACGUCCAACAAGUCUCACAACCACAGACCACGUGUAACCACGCCAGCCCAGGACCUUCACUUCCGGCUUCUUCACCUGCGGGAUUGUCUGAGACCUGCCACCCGGACAGUUUAUGAAACUGAGGAGUAUUUCUGUCUGUAAUAAAGGUCUUUGUGGGGAAAAACUAAUUCUGAUUGGCUGGGCCUGGCUCCACAAUGGCUGGACCUGGCUCCCAAGUGGGUGUGCCUAUGCCCUCCCAGGCCAACCCAUGGCUGUGCCCCUUCCCAGUCAUGUGAAAUCCAUAGAUUAGGGUCUAAUUAACUUAUUUCAAUUGACUGAUUUCCUUAAAUGAACUGUAACUCAGUCAAAUCGUUCAAAUUGUUGCAUGUUGCGUUUAUAUUUUUGUUCAGUAUACUAGAACUGUCCUGGACAGAUGUGCAUGUGAAAAGCAGGUGCAUAUGAGUCAAACAAAGUCUUCGAUUUAUAUACUGGCCAGAACCGAACAGAACCAGAAUCAUUUUCUUUGCAGUUUCUUUUCUCAGGGAUCAUGAAGGAGACAGCUGGCUAGAGGACUAGUUCAUGAUGGCACAGUCGCAGUCCUCUCUGUGUCCUUUGGCAGCACAUGGCAGCCAUGUGGCUUUUUUCAGACCUACGGCUCCCAGGGAGUUUGUCAGGAGAGGAGAGCAGGAAAAACAGCAGUGUUCAAAGUCAUGGCCAAGCUCUCUCGCGCGCGCGCUCUCUCUCGCUCUCUCCUACACCCUCUCUUUCUCGCUCUCUCCCUCCUACACCCUCCCUCUCUCACGCUCUCUCCUACACCCUCUCUCCCUCUUACACCCUCUCUCUCCCUCCUACACCCUCCCUCUCUCUCGCUCUCUCCUACACCCUCUCUCUCCCUCCUACAGCCUCUCUCUCCUACACCCGCUCUCUUUCUGUCUCUCUCUCACACACUCUUUCUGUCAUACACCUCUCUUUCUGUCUCUCUCUCACACACACCCUUUCUGUCAUACACCUCUUUCUUUCUCUCCCUCCCUUUCUCCUACACUCAAUUCAAUUCAAGGGGCUUUAUUGGCAUGGGAAACAUGUUUACAUUGCCAAAGCAAGUGAAAUGGAUGAACAAAAGUGAAAUAAACAAUACAAAGUGAACAGUAAAUAUUACAUUUACAUUACAUUUUAGUCAUUUAGCAGACGCUCUUAUCCAGAGCGACUUACAGUUAGUGAUACAUUUUUUUUUUUACAUAUUGUUUUUAUAUUUAUAUUACGUCCCACCGUGGGAAUCGAACCCAAACCCUGGGUUGCAAACACAUGCUCUAUCAUGAGCUACAUCCUGCCGGCCAUUCCUCCCUACCUGACGACGCUGGGCCAUUGUGCGCCGCCCAUGAUCUCCGGUCGCGGCGGACUGCGACAGAGCCUGGAUUCGAACCAGGAUCUUAGUGGCACAAUUAACACUGCGAUGCGGCGCCUUAGACACUGCGCACUCAGGAGAACAGUAGUCUACACUCACACAGUUCCAAAGAAUAAAGACAUUUCAAAUGUCUAUUAUGUUUACUAUCAUGUUUAACGUGAAAAGUAAUAUAAAGGAAAUAGAUAACACAAUGUGGUUGUAUUACAAGGUGUUGUCUUCACUGGUUGCCCUUUCUUGUGGAACAGGUCACAAUCUUGCUGCUGUGAUUGCACACUUGGUUUUCACCCAAUAGAUAUGGGAGUUUAUCAAAUUGGAUUUGUUUUCGAAUUCUUUGUGGGUCUGUGUAAUCUGAGGGAAAUAUGUGUCUCUAAUAUGGUCAUACAUUUGGUAGAGGUUAGGAAGUGCAGCUCAGUUUCUACCUAAUUUUGUGGCCAGUGUGCACAUAGCCUGUCUUCUCUUGAGAGCCAGGUCUGCCUACGGUGACCUUUCUCAAUAGCAAGGCUAUGCUCACUGAGUCUGUACAUAGUCAAAGCUUUCCUACAUUUUGGGUCAGCCACAGUGGUCAGGUAUUCUGCCACUGUACUCUCUGUUUAGGGCCAAAUAGCAUUCUAGUUUGCUCAUUUUUUUUGUUAAUUCUUUCCAAUGUGUCAAGUAAUUAUCUUAGUUUUCUCACGAUUUGGUUGGGUCUAAUUGUGUUGCUGUCGUGGGGCUCUGUUGGGUCUGUUUGUGAACUGGACCAGCUUGCUUAGGGGACUCUUCUCCUCUCUCUCUCUCUCUGUUUCUCUCUCCCUCUCUCCUACACCCUCUCUAUCCCUCCUCUGUCCCUGCUCUCCCUCUCUCAUUCCCAGUGUCUGCUUCACUGUCAACCUUUCCCCACUCUCCUCCUCACCACCUCUCUCUGUCACUCACUUUCUCUUAUCCGUCUCUGAAAGUCUCCUCUCCCCUGGCGUCCAUAGGGAAAUAGAGGUGGGGAAAAUCUGUUCUCGCAGUCUGGCUGGCGGAGGCAGAGACAGAGUUAGAGGCAGAUGCAAGCUAAUCGCCUCAGCUGUUUUCCAGGCCAGUAUGUCUGCCUCUAGAGGAAGCCUGAUUUACACACCAGACCAUACAUUUGUGCUGACAUGUACUGAUGUUUGUGCAGAUUGUUAAAAUGAUGUAGAUCGAUAUACCUGUGCCUAUAAUACCACAUGUAUGUAUACAAUGUAAAGGUUCGCCUAUAUUGUUGACAACAUGCAGGUAGCUAACAUGAUUUAGACUUCUUGUCAUGUGUAUUCAGCUAUCCAGUGCUGCCAACAACUCGUCAGUUGCUGACUGUUUGUGGGUAUAUACUGUGGUGUCACUGUGUGUACAAUGGGUGCUGUAUAAAGCACAAAAGGCCAUUGUAUCCAAAACCAAGUUUGCUGAGUUUUCACUGUUUAUACAGUAUUUUCAUGGGCCAGGGUUCAAACUAAUGUUAUUUCUUUUCCACACUUUUCCUGGCAGAGGAAGCUCUCUCCCUCUGACACAUACACACACCUCAACAAACAUGCACGCACACAACCACACACACACCUGGAGCCUAAACUGCUUUGGGUUGUGAAGAGGUAACAACAUAUAAACAACAGCAUGUGGAUUUUGUAUACAAGCUGCAAGCAUAAUACAGACAAAUCCAAGCUUGCAUACAAAUUCAUUGCUAGACCUGGCAAGCCUUUACAUGAGCUUUCUGAUGCUUAAUAUAGAGUGAGAGGAGAAGCCUGUCAGCAGUGGAGCGACUCAAGUACCCCGUUGCCUCUGCAUUCAUGACAUCAUCACUGUCCCAAAAUUCCUGCCUUUGCCCACUGCUCUAAAUAGAUGAGAUGGAUCCUCACAUUGUCUAAAACUGGAGCAAGAAGUGGUUAAAGUCCUUUGUAAAUCCUCUAUAUGAUGAAGUCAUAAGCAGUUGUGUGUGUUUUCAGCAGGUCUGGGUGUUAUUUAUGUUUUAUUCAUGUUAUUUUCAUGUGAUUUGCCAUGCCCAUGAACCCCAGCUUAUGUGUGUCUUUGUGUCCCAUAUAAUUAAAUAGAACACAGUCACAAUGAAAUAGUAAUAUAAUGUGUCUCUAUGGUGUCUUCUCCCCAGGUGCGGGAGCUGCAGACGCGUCUCCAGAGCUCCCAGCCUGCAGGCCUGUCCAGCCCUGGGCGUCUCACCCCCGCCUCCCGCCCCAUCAACCCCAGCACUGGGGAACUCAGCACCAGCAGCAGCAGUAACGAUAUACCUGUGGCCAAGGUAGAACACACACACACACACACACACACACACACACACACACACUAUGACGUGCAUAGUAAGGUACAAAAAAACCCGCAUGUUAUGCAUGUCGAAGUACAUUAAAGGGUUAAGACCUCACACGGUCUUGAGUAAUAGAAUUGAAGAAAUGGAAUAUCGUACAUUCAUGAGGUAAUGCAAUGUCUCUCUGGAAUGGCCAAGGAAAAACAUUUUGUCAUCGUUUACAUUUUUCACUCUCUCUAUCACUUGAAUGACACAUACACACACUAAUCAGCGUACUAGCCUUGGGCUUGUCCAGUCAGAGAGGGACAGUGGUAAUCAGAGGCAACCAUUCGCUCUUCCACUCUCCCGUGUGUGUCCUUGACAUUGAGCCUCAGAGGGAAUACAAUACAUUAGAGCAGUGGACCUUUUCUGAGCCGAGAUCACUUUCUGAGUCAAAAUGAAGGCCGAGAUCUACCGCUCAGAUUUUAUUUUAAUUUUUUACUUGACUUCAAAAACGUAAGCCUAUGCAACAUUAACCUAUUAAAAACAGUUCUGUAGAAAUUAAGUUUGUAGUAGGCUAUAUGCCCAAUACAUUAUGCAAUGUUUGAAUUGCCCUGCCAAUGUUGUUCUUCUCAGACAUUAAAAAAGUAUAUUUCAAAACUUGGUUUACGAUCACACUGGUAAUAGAUCAUCAUUUGUUGUAUUAUUUGUGAGGCACAGCUGAGUGAACAUAAAUUGAAAUAAUGUGCUUUCUUUAUUUUACUGGACUGAUUGUGCCUGCAUCUUAUGGUCAGUCUUAGCAGAGGGAAAGCAUCAGAGGGUCCGCCUCUCCCCGUCGGACAGUGCCUCAGCCCUCCCCGCUCCGCUAUGACCAAAAAGGGGACACCGUCUUCGCGCUGAUGGCGAAACUCGAGUCACACCGCAUUAUUUCUGCCUCAUGCACAAAUUCAUGUUGCUACUCUUAUGACCAGAGAAAAUGAAAUAUUCCUUGAUAUGAAAAAACACAGCCGCUAAUAAUAACAAUGCAAGCCUAUCGAUACACUUUGCUACUCAUUCGUUGAAACUGCAGUGUGAGUGGUUAAGCGCAUUUCAUGGCUUAUAAAAGUGGUAAGUAAAAUGUUUAACAUGAACUCACUCAUAAAAACAGCAGGUCUUUGCUGUAUUCGUUGACAGUCUCUCUUUAGUCAUGGUUUUUGACGUUUUGAAAUCACAGUAUCAACUUCCUUAGCUGUGCGCUCGAGGAAGCUGCAGACAGACACAGUGAUCUGAGCAAUCCGAUUGGCUAGCGGUAGGCUUAUAGGUGCACUUGAUUUGCUCUCGGGGCACGCCGAGUAGGCAGAGCUGGUACCUUCAGACACAUGAAUUUGUUCAAAAUGGGAACACUUCGCCUACCCGGCGCACAGGGCAGCUGAAACAAGUGCACCUACUGCCAACAGAGCGAGACAGAAAAAAGUAGCAAUGUAAGGCUAUAUCGUUGGGUUUUUUAUAGAAAUGUUUCGCAAUCGACUAGGAAUGCCUUGGUGAUCAACCAGUUUGUUGUCUUGUUGCUAGGUGGCAGAGCGGGUGAAGCUGUCUAAAACCAGGUCGGAGUCUUCUUCCACCGAGAGGCCUGUUCUGGGACCAGAGAUCAGCAGCAUCGGGGUAAGGAGCUACUGGAUGCCUAUUCAAUACUGAAGGCUUUGAGGGGGAAGAUGGCAAAGGGUUAAAAUAAAGGAAGAGAUGGAAGUAGGAUAGAGAGAGGGGUAGACAGAGUAAGAGAGAGCGCGACAGUAGGUAGGAGAACAUUUCCCUGUAGCAGCUGGCCGAUGAUAACAGCAUCAGCAGAAGUGUCAGAGAUAGGUACCUCCAGUAUGGUGUGACAGACCUGGUGUAACUCAUACCCCACUGCUCUGCUCCCUACCCUCCCCCUGCCACACACAAAACCCCGUUGAGACUAAAGGUUGACCUGACAACGUCUCCUCGAACAGGGGAACAGGGAGGGGGAAAAAACAACCAACAGACCCAGCUAUAUAGUUUUAUCGCUUUCCUCUUUCAAUCCUCUUCUGAUGCCCUCUUUUCUCUAGUGCCUCCCUCCCUCUCUCCCUUUCUCUCCCUCUCUUUUUCUAUCUCCCUCUCUCCCCUUGGUUUGUGUUCACGUGUGGGUGACGGGAAACCAAUCCUAAUGAUUCCAGGCUUCUCUUUUCCCUGAAAGCUCCGGCCACCAAAAUUCUAAACUUCUCCUCUCAAUCUUUAGCCAGAACCCAUCUGGCCCAAAAUAGACUAGAAUGAGAGUCAGAGGGAAGAGAGAGAAAGAGAGAGGCAGGCUGUUAGUAUUCGUCUGGGACUAGGCUGAGACGGAUUAUGUAAAGGAAUGCAGAGCAGAGUUCAGUCUCUCUCCGUAUACAAUCUCUUGAAAAAUAGUUUGAUCUCAAUAAGACUAACCUGUAUAAUUAAAGGUUAUAAACUCUGUCUGUAUACACUCACUGUGGAUUAAGAGAGUGGAGGAUCACAAAUAAAUGCCCUCAGUCUGUCUGACCCAUUGAAUUCCCAUUGUGUUGUUUUUACAUUGUGAUUUUGGGCUGCACCUCGACUCACAUUGGUUGAAGCGCUGUCUACUCCCCUCCUCCUUAGAUCAAUGUAAAUGUCAGUCUUACCCCCAUGUACCCCUGUUCCUCCUCUCCCAGGUGUCCAGUAACGUGGCGGAGCACCUAGCACACUCCCUCCAGGACUGCUCCAACAUCCAGGAGAUCUUCCAGACCCUAUACUCCCAUGGAUCAGCCAUCUCUGAGAACAAGAUCAGAGAGUUUGAGGUGGAGACGGAGAGACUUAACAGGUGACACUCAAACCAUGUUGCCUGUCACUCAUAGCCCUUAUCUUCAUCUUAUAAUUAAUACUGGUCCAUGUUAUAUUAAAGUAAUGCCACCAUUAAUGCCAAAAUGUAUACACCAAAAUGAAUAAUGCAGGCAUUAGAUUUGGAUUUCUUUGGGAUAAAGAGAAACUUGUUUAAUGUACGGUGCAUUCGGAAAGUAUUCAGACCCCUUGACUUUUUCCACAUUUUGUUACAUUACAGCCUUAUUCUAAAAUUGAUUAAAUAAUUGUUUUCCCUCAUCAAUCUACACACAAUACCCCAUAAUGACAAGGAGAAAACAGGUUUUUAGAAUAUUUUGCAAAUAUAUAAAAAAUGCAUAACAGAAAUACCUUAUUUACAUAAGUAUUCAGACCCUUUGCUAUGAGACUCGAAAUUGAGCUCAGGUGCAUCCUGUUUUCCAUUGAUCAUCCUUGAUGUUUCUACAACUUGAUUGGAGUCCACCUGUGGUAAAUUCAAUUGAUUGGACAUGAUUUGGAAAGGCACACACCUGUCUAAUAUAAGGUCCCACAGUUGACAGUGCAUGUCAGAGCAAAAACCAUCACCAUAAUAUGCGAGUUGCGAAAUCAACGAGGGUCAAGGGUUGGGACGGAGGAAAUGGCGACUGUGCUUGAAUCUGUAAGUGCGGCAAGUGAAGUGUGUGAUAAUGAAUGGAACAUAGUGAAAUCAAAGAAUAGAACAAAAUGAGGAAAGACGAGGACCGGUCCCAUAAUGCAUUUCUUAUUGGACUGCGUUUUUUGGACAAUGAGAUUUAUUUGGGAAAUCCAUUUGUAAUAUCGAGGAUUGUGAAGAAAGCAGAGGGAAAGGUGGAUUCAAUCAAGGUGACUAGAUGCGACCUUGUUUUGGUUAAUUGUGUUGAUGAAGAACAGAAGAAGCGUGCACUGGAUCUGGCAAAAUUGUCCACGUCAGAAUGUAUUGAUCUUCGGAGCAGGGCGCCUGCCAAACGAGUUAUAGCUGGAGUCUCGUUGGAUAUACACUACCGGUCAAACAUUUUAGAACACCUAUUCAUUCAAGGGUUUUUCUUUAUUUUUACUAUUUUCUACAUUGUAGAAUAAUAGUGACGACAUCAAAACUAUGAAAUAAGAUACGGAAUCAUGUGUUAAACAAAUCAAAAUAUAUUUUAUAUUUGAGAUUCUUCAAAUAGCCACCCUUUGCCUUGAGGACAGUUUUGCACACUCUUGGCAUUCUCUCAACCAGCUUCAUGAGGUGGUCACCUGGAAUGCAUUUCAAUUAACAGGUGUGCUUUCUUAAAAGUUACUUUGUGGAAUUUCUUUCCUUAAUACGUUUGAGCCAAUCAGUUGGGUUGUGACAAGGUAGGGGGGGUAUACAGAAGAUAGUCCUAUUUGGUAAAAGACCAAGUCCAUAUUAUGGCAAGAACAGCUCAAAUAAGCAAAGAGAAACGGCAGUCCAUCAUUACUUUAAGACAUGAAAGUCAGUCAAUCCGGAACAUUUCAAUGACUUUGAAAGUUUCUUCAAGUGUAGUCGCAAAAACCAUCAAUUGCUAUGAUGAAACUGGCUCUCAUGAGGACCGCCACAGGAAUGGAAGACCUAGAGUUACCUCUGCUGCAGAGGAUAAGUUCAUCAGAGCUACCAGCCUCAAAAAUUGCAGCCCAAAUAAAUGCUUCACAGAGUUCAAGUAACAGACACAUCUCAACACCAACUGUUCAGAGGUGACACUGUGAAUCAGGCCUUCAUGGCCGCAAAGAAACGACUUGCUUGGGCCAAGAAACACGAGCAAUGGAAAUUUGUCCUUUGGUCUGGAGUCCAAAUUUGAGUUUCUUGGUUCCAACCGCCGUGUCUUUGCGAGAUGCGGUGUGGGGGAACGGAUGAUCUCUGCAUGUGUAUUUCCCACCGUAAAGCAUGGAGGAAGAGGUGUUAUGGUGUGAGGGUGCUUUGCUGGUGACACUGUCUGUGAUUUAUUUAGAAUUCAAGGCACACUUAACCAGCAUGGCUACCACAGCAUUUUGCAGCUAUACGCCAUCCCAUCUAGUUUGGGCUUAUCAUUUGGUUUUCAACAGGACAAUGACCCAACACACCUCCAGGCUGUGUAAGGGCUAUUUGACCAAGAAGGAGAGUGAUGGAGUGCUGCAUCAGAUGACCUGGCCUCCACAAUCCCCCGACCUCAACCAAAUUGAGAUGGUUUGGGAUGAGUUGGACCGCAGAGUGUAGGAAAAGCUGCCAACAAGUGCUGAGCAUAUGUGGGAACUCCUUCAAGACUGUUGGAAAAGCAUUCCAGGUGAAGCUGGUUGAGAGAAUGCCAAGAGUGUGCAAAGCUGUCAUCAAUGCAAAGGGUGGCUAUUUGAAGAAUUUCAAAUAUAAAAUAUAUUUUGGUUUGUUUAACACGUUUUUGGUUACUACAUGAUUCCAAAUGUGUUAUUUCAUAGUUUUGAUGUCUUCACUAUUAUUCUACAAUGUAGAAAAUAGUAAAAAUAAAGAAAAACGCUGGAAUGACUAGGUGUUCAAAUUUUAUUUGACUGGUAGUGUAGAUGAUGAGUACCUUAGUCAGAAAAUCCCAGGAGUGGUCAGUGCAUGUCGCCUGACCUGUAUGGUAAAUGGAAGGAAGGGAAAAAGCCUGUCGAUGUUUUUGUUGUUUGAGGAGACUCUUCCUGAAUAUGUGAAGCUUGGUAUUUGAGGUGAGAGCAUUUGUGUCCAAACCAUUACAGUGUGGAAAUUGUAAUGGAUAUGGUCACGUGUCAAAUGUUUGAAGAUGGAAGAAGUAUGGUAUUGAAGAAUCUGAAUUGAAAAUGUUGCAACUGUGGUGAGGAUCAUACUCCGGACUACCUUGAGUGCCCUGUUAGGGUGAAGGAGGACGAGGCGUCAAGGAUCAGGGCUGCACAGCGUAUCUCCUAUGUGGAGGCGGUGAAGAGAGUCGAAGGGGCAAGAGGCAACCGUGUUGAAGAUAUGGCGGUGGAUGCAUUUCAACCAGUUGCUAGUGUUCUAAGUCAAUCAGGUGAUCUGGAUACACUCAUUGUGAAGAAGGUGGAUUUUGUGGCAGUUAUAACCACAGUGAUUAAUUGUACAGCACAUGCGGUCGAAGGAAUUGUCCGUAGAGCUCCGAGACAGGAUCGUGUCAAUGCACAGAUCUGGGGAAGGGUACCAAAACAUUUCUGCAGCAUUGACAGUCCCCCAAGAACACAGUGGCCUCCAUCAUACUUAAAUGGAAGAAGCUUGGAACCACCAAGACUCUUCCUAGAGCUGGCUGCCCGGCCAAACUGAGCAAUCAGGGGAGAAGGGUCUUGCCAGCUGGUCAGCGCAUGCUCUGAGUACUCGUCCUGGUAAUCCGUCUGGCUGCGCGGCCUUGUAAAUGUUAACCUGUUUAAAGUUCUUACUCACAUCGGCUACUGAGAGCGAGAUCAGACAGUCGUCCGGAACAACUGGGGCUCUCAUGCAUGGUUCAGUUUUGCUUGCCUAGAAGUGAGCAUUGAAGGCAUUUACAGUGCAUUCGGAAAGUAUUCAGACCCCUCGACUUUUUCCACAUUUUGUUACGUUACAGCCUUAUUCUAAAUCAAUCUACACACAAUACCCCAUAAUGACAAAGCGAAAACAGAAAUACCUUAUUUACAUAAGUAUUCAGACCCUUUGCUAUGAGACUCAAAAUUGUGCUCAGGUGCAUCCUGUUUCCAUUGAUCAUCCUUGAGAUGUUUCUACAACUUGAUUGGAGUCCACCUGUGGUAAAUUCAGUUCUGCAGCAUUGAAGGUCCCCAGGAACACAGUGGCCUCCAUCAUUCUUAAAUGGAAGAAGUUUGGAACCACCUUGGUCAGGGAGGUGACCAAAAACCCGAUGGUCACUCUGACAAAGCUCCAGAGUUCUUCUGUGGAGAUGGGAGAACCUUCCAGAAGGACAACCAUCUCUGCAUCACUCCACCAAUCUGGCCUUUAAGGUAGAGUGGCAAGAUGGAAGCAACUCCUCAGUAAAAGGCACAUGACAGCCCACAUUGAUUUUGCCAAAAUGCACCUAAAGAGCUCUCAACCAUGAGAAACAAGAUUCUCUUGUCUGAUGAAACCAAGAUUGAACUCUUUGACCUGAAUGCCAAGCAUCACAUCUGGAGGAAACCUGGCACCAUCCCUACGGUGAAGCAUGGUGAUGGCAGCUGUUUUUCAGCGGCAGGGACUGGGAGACUAGUCAAGAUCGAGUCAAAUAUGAACGGAGCAAAGUACAGAGAGAUCCUUGAAGAAUGCUCAGGACCUCAGACUGGGGCAAAGGUUCACUUUCCAACAGGACAACGACCCUAAGCACACAUCCAAGACAAUGCAGGAGUGGCUUCGGGACAUGUCUCUGAAUGUCCUUGAGUGGCCCAGCCAGAGCCCGGACUUGAACCCGAUCUAACAUCUCUGGAGAGACCUGAAAAUAGCCGUGCAGCGACGCUCCCCAUCCAACCUGACAGAGCUUGAGAGGAUCUGCAGAGAAGAAUGGGAGAAACUCCCCAAAUACAGGUGUGCCAAGCUUGUAGCGUCAUACCGAAGAAGACUUGAGGCUGUAAUCGCUGCUAAAGGUGCUUCAACAAAGUACUGAGUAUAGGGUCUGAAUACUUAUGUAAAUGUGAUGUUUAAAUUUUGUAAUUUUUUUUAUAAACCUGUUUUUGCUUUGUCAUUAUGGGAUAUUGUGUGAAGAUUGAUGAGGAUUAUUAUUAGUUUUGAAAUCCAUUUGAGUAAGGCUGUAACGUAACAAAGUGGAAAGUCAAGGGGUCUGAAUACUUUACGAAUGCACUGUAUGUAAGUUUACUUCAAAAAUAUACACAAAUUUACUUUGGAUUGAUGUAGGAUAGAAAAUGCCAUGUUUAAAAUGUAAACUGUAGUAUUGACAUCCCCCUGGCCUACACUGUGGUCUAGAGAUUCACACUAGAGGUACUUUUCCACCAGCGUGUCUUCAUAAAGGGCCCUUUAAGAAAGCCCCAGCCUUAGCCCGAUCCAAUGAAUGAACCGAUUCAGGCACAGGUUCAAUGUUUGUGUUCUAACAUGCAAGUGAAUUUAUAUAAAUCCAGUUUUAUUCCCACUCCCUCUUUUCCUCGAAAAACUCCCCUCAGAAGUCUGUUCCAAUCAAAUAAAGUAGUAACUCUUCAAACGGUGUACUUUAGGAUCUUUGGGGAGAUUUCAGACUUAGUGAGUGAUGUUAUGACGUUUCCUCAUAAUACUAACUAGUUGGAAGUGAGAUGUGGAGAUCUGAGUGUUCUCAGUAGGAGGGCUUAAGUCGUAAUCCGUUGUAAUUACUGUGCGUUUUAUCACUUCAUUCCAGUCAGCGCUUCAGACUGAGUAGACAUUUAAAGCAGAUGGGUUUUAAAUGUUGUGAAACACUGCUUAAACAGUUCUGUAGGUCUGUCUCUCAGGCCAAAUCGAAUGUAACGAUCGCGGUGAUUGUUCAGUUUGUAUUUUCGAACAAAGAACACAUAACGAUCACUCUUUUUUAGGCUUAUCCAAAUGUAUAAGUACACUUAAAGGGAUAGUUCACCUUAAAAUCUAACCAUUUUCAUACCUCAUAAGUGAGUCAAUCCAAAAUGAAGGGGAAAGAUGGGCACCCGGUAACCUGUGACAACUUAGAUUUUGGGGUGCACUAUCGCUUAAAGGUUGUUAUUUGGGCCAUGUUUUUAUGGGAUGUCUAACGACUAGGCUGCGGACACACCCUCUUUUCUCUUCAUUAAGCCCUGAGUGCAUUAUUGACGUCCUUAAUUAGAUGGUUAGUUAGGUGUCAUUAGCUACUCUCAUAUAAUCUACCCAUAAAACCAAGGCCAUUUGAGUAAGCGAGAGGAGGGUGGCUAUAGUUGCACCGUCCGUUUGUCCCCCAACGCUCCCUUUACUGCAAUAGCUGAUGAGCGAUCUGGCACAAAAUGACUGCCGUGAAUCACCCAGGUGGGUGCUUUAAAUCGCUGGUGGAUGGGUGAGUUGCAAUUUGAGGUGCUUUGAGAUAUAACACUUUAUACAGUAAAUGUAACCGAUAAUGAUGACUAAUGUGUGUGUUCCAGCCGCAUCGAGCACCUGAAGUCUCAGAACGACCUGUUAACCAUCACGUUGGAGGAGUGUAAGGGCAACGCAGAGAGGAUGAGCAUGCUGGUAGGCAAAUAUGAGUCCAACGCUACCGCACUACGACUGGCACUGCAGUACAGGUACACACACGCGCACACACACACACAAAGCAAGGCCUAACCUAAUGGCGCAUGCAAAAUACAUAUUACACACAUUCCCACACUCAUGCUUGAAUCCAAAUGUCCUCAUCCACUUCUAUGGCCAAGCUUAAUUUGAGCCUUGCUUAGCUAACAAAAACCUUAUCAAGCUGUAACCGUCAGAGCCAUGCUAAUGCUACCUCAUUAGAAGCCUCUUCCGGUAAUUAUAAUUAGGCUGCUCUCGCUGAGGUCCUCUUUUGUAAAUUUGCAUUAGCUAGCUCUCAUUUGCAUCUCAUUAGUAUUCUCAUCCCCUUGGCCAAUCAAGGGGUCCGUGUGUUUGUGUACGAGCCUUGGGCCCUCUCUGAUAAGGUGCCCUGAAGGUGCCCAUUCAGCAAAGCUGACGCAAAUGAGAAAUGAAAGGAAAAACCCAUCUAAUCUGAGUGGUAUUUAUAAUUAGCAUAAUGCUAAUAAUCCAACCAUGCUUAUUCUGUGGUGAUGUUAUGAGAUGCAGAAAAGUUCUGUUUUCAACCCUUUUCUUGUAUGGCAAGAUUUAGGCAGACUUUCUGCAAAAGGCCAAACUCAAAUGGAAAUAAGUAGCAUUUUUAGCUGUUGAUAUUGGGUGAAUGUUAUGUUGUGGUGGCAUGAUGUGGUAAUGUUACGUGUGUUUCUCAUAGCAUUCUGACAUAGCAUGUCUCAGGAAGAUAGUACUCACGUUGCCUCAUCAAAGCUUAGCUAUGAGCAGAUGAGUAAACUGAUACAAAGAUGACAGACACCGAAAUAGAAACGUUAUAGCCAUAAAAUAUAAUUAUUUGUCUUGCCCAUUACACCAGAGUACACAACACACUUGAAUAGCCCUCAAAUGCAUUGUUAAUAUCACACCAGGUACAUUACACACACACAUUCAAUGUAUAUACUUCCCCCUGUAGCCCGGAUGUCAGCGCUUUGAUUGAAUUCAGCCCCACCGAGUGUGAUGUCAGCGAGGCCAUCCCAUUGGGCCAUUUGGGAAGAGUGUGUGUGCACGCAUGUGCGCGAGAGAGUUGGGGUGUGUGUGUGUGUGUGUGUGUAAUUUAAAACUAUAAUCAUAAAAUAAAACAGAGUGGAACACUGUGGAGUGUAUGUGUAUUCUGGUGGUGAUGUUGACACGCCACACACGCUAUAAUGACUGUAGUUAAAUAGAAAUCUGCACCUCUCAGCCAUGUUCCUUUUGAACGCUUGAUGAAAGUGCAGCACAGAUAAGUGGACGCGAGAGGCCUCUGCAUUCCUCCACUAAGAGUGUGUGCGUCUGUGAGAAAGAGAGAGUUAAUGUGUGUUAUCAUUCAGUAGUUGAGUAGUGCAAAUAGGUUUAGCUGACAUGUUUGUCUAUGGGUUCUUUGUCAAUCAGUGAUCAGGGGCCUAUGACAUACUUUAUAAGUGUGUGUUUGUUAACCAAAAUAAUAUGUUUUAUUGUCACAUACACCGGAUAGGUGCAAUGAAAUGUGUUGUUUUACAGGGUCAGCCAUAGAAGUACGGUGCCACUGGAGUAAAUUAGGGUUAAGUGCCUUGCUCAAGGGCACAUCGACAGACUUUUCACCUUGUCGGCUCGUGUGUGUGUGUUCUUUCUCUCAGUGAACAGUGUAUAGAGGCCUAUGAACUGCUGUUGGCGCUGGCGGAGAGUGAACAGAGCCUGGUACUGGGCCAGUUCAGAGCUGCAGGAGUGGGGACUGUAGGUGAGUAACACACCCACACACACUCUUCGUGCCCACACAGGCUUGUUUGUUCUUUGAUCAGUGCGGAUUUGUUCCUUCCAACAUUGAGACCCACAGUUGAACUCCAACCAAUCAAAGCAAAGAGGCCACCUCUCAAAAAUACACACUUUCAAUCUAUUACUCAUUAUAUACUCUUUCAUAAAUUGCUACACUCUCACUCAUUUAAUUCCUUUACAAACCUCACCUCCAUCACUCCUUCUGUUCUCUCUUCACUUCACUUCUUCAUCCUCCCAUCACAAACUUUAAUCUCAAACUAAAUAAAUAUAAAGAUACAUCCAUUUAAAACAUUGGAGGCCCCUUACACUUCAGUGUUGUGCUGCAAAAAUUCUAGCAAAGUGCAUAGCGCUUACAAUUAAAAAGGUAUUGUCGGAUAUUAUUAAUCCUAAUCAGACAGGUUUUUUACAUGGACGAUACAUUGGAGAUAAUAUAAGACAAGUACUGGAAACAAUAGAACACUAUGAAAAAUCUGGGAAACCAGGCCUGGUAUUCAUAGCUGACUUAAAGGCUUUUGAAAAACUACGACUGGAAUUUAUAUAUAAAUGCCUCUCACUUUCAGGUUAUGAAAUAAUCUCCAAAAUAUCGCUAUUUUUAAAACAAGCCAUAGAAAGUUGGUUGCAAUUUCAGUUUAAUCCACCAGAAAAGACAGAACAAAUAUUAUAACAAAUAUUAUGGUUAAACUUAAAUAUACCAAUCAUUGAUUAAAAAAAUAAAUAUUUUUGGAAUACAGUGGGGGAAAAAAGUAUUUAGUCAGCCACCAAUUGUGCAAGUUCUCCCACUUCAAAAGAUGAGAGAGGCCUGUAAUUUUCAUCAUACGUACACGUCAACUAUGACAGACAAAUUGAGUAUUUCUUUUCCUGAAAAUCACAUUGUAGGAUUUUUAAUGAAUUUAUUUGCAAAUUAUGGUGGAAAAUAAGUAUUUGGUCACCUACAAACAAGCAAGAUUUCUGGCUCUCACAGACCUGUAACUUCUUCUUUAAGAGGCUCCUCUGUCCUCCACUCGUUACCUGUAUUAAUGGCACCUGUUUGAACUUGUUAUCAGUAUAAAAGACACCUGUCCACAACCUCAAACAGUCACACUCCAAACUCCACUAUGGCCAAGACCAAAGAGCUGUCAAAGGACACCAGAAACAAAAUUGUAGACCUGCACCAGGCUGGGAAGACUGCAUCUGCAAUAGUUAAGCAGCUUGGUUUGAAGAAAUCAACUGUGGGAGCAAUUAUUAGGAAAUGGCAGACAUACAAGACCACUGAUAAUCUCCCUCGAUCUGGGGCUCCACGCAAGAUCUCACCCCGUGGGGUCAAAAUGAUCACAAGAACGGUGAGCAAAAAUCCCAGAACCACACGGGGGGACCUAGUGAAUGACCUGCAGAGAGCUGGAACCAAAGUAACAAAGCCUACCAUCAGUAACACACUACGCCGCCAGGGACUCAAAUCCUGCAGUGCCAGACGUGUCCCCUUGCUUAAGCCAGUACAUGUCCAGGCCCGUCUGAAGUUUGCUAGAGCGCAUUUGGAUGAUCCAGAAGAGGAUUGGGAGAAUGUCAUAUGGUCAGAUGAAACCAAAAUAUAACUUUUUGGUAAAAACUCAACUCGUCGUGUUUGGAGGACAAAGAAUGCUGAGUUGCAUCCAAAGAACACCAUACCUACUGUGAAGCAUGGGGGUGGAAACAUCAUGCUUUGGGGCUGUUUUUCUGCAAAGGGACCAGGACGACUGAUCCGUGUAAAGGAAAGAAUGAAUGGGGCCAUGCAUCGUGAGAAUUUGAGUGAAAACCACCUUCCAUCAGCAAGGGCAUUGAAGAUGAAAUGUGGCUGGGUCUUUCAGCAUGACAAUGAUCCCAAACACACCGCCUGGGCAACGAAGGAGUGGCUUCGUAAGAAGCAUUUCAAGGUCCUGGAGUGGCCUAGCCAGUCUCCAGAUCUCAACCCCAUAGAAAAUCUUUGGAGGGAGUUGAAAGUCUGUGUUGCCCAGCGACAGCCCCAAAACAUCACUGCUCUAGAGGAGAUCUGCAUGGAGGAAUGGGCCAAAAUACCAGCAACAGUGUGUGAAAACCUUGUGAAGGACUUAUAGAAAACGUUUGACCUGUGUCAUUGCCAACAAAGGGUAUAUAACAAAGUAUUGAGAAACUUUUGUUAUUGACCAAAUACUUAUUUUCCACCAUAAUUUGCAAAUAAAUUCAUAAAAAAUCCUACAAUGUGAUUUUCUUCUCAUUUUGUCUGUCAUAGUUGACGUGUACCUAUGAUGAAAAUUACAGGCCUCUCUCAUCUUUUUAAGUGGGAGAACUUGCACAAUUGGUGGCUGACUAAAUACUUUUUUCCCCCACUGUAAAAUAAAAAGUAUAAUCUUUGUAAAUGAUAUCAUAAAUAGGACUGGUGGAGUUAAGUCACACAUGCAGCUAACAAAAAUAUAUGGAAAUGUCUGCUCUACUCAAAAUGACAACCAACUAAUUGCAGCAUUACCGCAGAAAUGGAAGAGGCAAGUGGAAGGGGGAGAAAGUAAGGAUAUUGUCUGUCGGUCUAAGGCACUGCAUCUCAGUGCUUGAGGCGUCACUACAGACCCCCUGGUUCGAUUCCAGGCUGUAUCACAACCGGCCGUGAUUGGGAGUCCCAUAGGGCGGCACACAAUUGGCCUAGCGUCGUCCAGGUUUGGCCGGUGUAGGCCGUCAUUGGAAAUAAGAAUUUGUUCUUAACUGACUUGCCUAGUUAAAUAAAGGUAAAAUAAAAAAUUAAUUAAAGAUCAAAAUUGGCUAAAGAAAAUUAUGAUAAAUAAAAAAGUACAACAGUUUCAUUUAAGGACUAAAAAUUUUUACAGCUGUGCCAUAUAGAUUGGGGAAAUAAUUGGGAAGAGAUUUUCGAUGUACCGAUUCCAUGGCACAUGGUUUAUGAACUGAUACACAAAACAAAGCUGGAUUCAACACUUAUUUUUUCAAUGUAAAUUAUUACACAAAAUUCUUGCAACCAAUAUAAUUUGUUAUAUAUGGGGGCUACAACCAUCCCAGCUCUGCAGAUUUUGCUGCGAAUAGACACUCAUUAGAUCAUUUGUUUUGGUACUGUCCAUAUGUAGCUUGUUUUUGGUCGCAGGUUCAGGAAUGGCUGAAGAAUUGCAACAAUCUAAACACAAUAAUACCCCAUUUUUUAAUUUUUUUAUUUCACCUUUAUUUAACCAGGUAAACCAGUUGAGAACAAGUUCUCAUUUACAACUGCGACCUGGCCAAGAUAAAGCAAAGCAGUGCGAUAAAAACAACAACACAGAGUUACAUAUGGGGUAAAACAAAACAAAGUCAAAAAUACAACAGAAAUACAUAUAAUAUACAGUGUGCAAAUUUAGCAAGUUAUGGAGGUAAGGCAAUAAAAUAGGCUAUAGUGCAAAAUAAUUACAAUUAGUAUUAACACUGGAAUGAUAUAUGUGCAAGAGAUGAUGUGCAAAUAGAGAUACUGGGGUACAAAUGAGCAAAAUAAAUAACAAUAUAGGGAUGAGGUAGUUGGGCGGGCUAAUUUCAGAUGGGCUGUGUACAGGUGCAGUGAUCGGUAAGGUGCUCUGACAACUGAUGCUUAAAGUUAGUGAGGGAGAUAAGUGUCUCCAGCUUCAGAGAUUUUUGCAAUUUGUUCCAGUCAUUGGCAGCAGAGAACUGGAAGGAAUUGCGGCCAAAGGAGGUGUUGGCUUUGGGGAUGACCAGUGAGAUAUACCCGCUGGAGCGCAGACUACGGGUGGGUGUUGCUAUGGUGACCAAUGAGCUAAGAUAAGGCGGGGAUUUGCCUAGCAGUGAUUUAUAGAUGGCCUGGAGCCAGUGCGUUUGGCGACGAAUAUGUAGUGAGGACCAGCCAACAAGAGCGUACAGGUCACAGUGGUGGGUAUUAUAUGGGGCUUUGGAGACAAAACGGAUGGCACUGUGAUAGACUACAUCCAAUUUGCUGAGUAGAGUGUUGGAGGCUAUUUUGUAAAUGACAUCGCCGAAGUCAAGGAUCGGUAGGAUAGUCAGUUUUACGAGGGCAUGUUUGGCAGCAUGAGUGAAGGAGGCUUUGUUGCGAAAUAGGAAACCGAUUCUAGAUUUAACUUUGGAUUGGAGAUUCUUAAUGUGAGUCUGGAAGGAGAGUUUACAGUCUAACCAGACACCUAGAUAUUUGUAGUUGUCCACAUACUCUAGGUCAGACCCGUCGAACCUGUCCCAUAAUGUCAAAGCAAAAUUGAAAUAUCAAAUUUACUUAAGUAUUCAGACCCUUUACUCAGUAAUUUGUUGAAGCACCAAAGGCAGCGAUUACAGCCUCAAUUCUUCUUGGUUAUGAAGCUACAAGCUUGGCACACCUGUAUUUGGGGAGUUCCUCCCAUUCUUCUCUGCAGAUCCUAUCAAGCUCUGUCAGGUUGGAUGGGGAGUGUUGCUGCACAGCUAUUUUCAGGUCUCUCCAGAGAUGUUCGAUCAGGUUCAAAUCCGGGCUCUGGCUGGGCCACUCCAGGACAUUCAGAGACUUGUCCUGAAGCCACUCCUGCGUUGUCUUGGCUGUGUGCUUAGGGUCGUUGUCCUGUUGGAAGGUGAACUUUCGCCCCAGUCUGAGGUCCGCUCUGGAGCAGGUUUUUAUCAAGGAUCUCUAUGUACUUUGCUCCGUUCAUCUUUCCUCGACACUGACUAGUCUCCCAGUCCCUGCCGCUGAAAAACAUCCCCACAGCAUGAUGCUGCCACCAUCAUGCUUCACCGUAGGGAUGGUGCCAGGUUUCCUCCAGACGUGACACUUGGCAUUCAGCCCAAAGAGUUCAAUCUUGGUUUCAUCAGACCAGAGAAUCUUGUUUCUCAUGGUCUGAGUGUCUUUAGGUGCCUUUUGGCAAACUCCAAGCGGGCUGUCAUGUGCCUUUUUCCAAGUGGGCUGUCAUGUGCCUUUUAUGGUCCUCUGUAGCUCAGCUGGUAGAGCACGGCGCUUGUAACGCCAAGGUAGUGGGUUCGAUCCCCGGGACCACCCAUACACCAAAAAGCGUCUGCUAAAUGGCAUGUUAUUAUAUUAUUAUUACUGAGGAGUGGCUUCCAUCUGGCCACUCGACCAUAAAGGCCUGAUUGGUAGAGUGCUGCAGAGAUGGUUGUCUUUCUGGAAGGUUCUCCCAUCUCCACAGAGGAACUCUGGAGCUCUGUCAGAGUGACAAUCGGGUUCUUGGUCACCUCCCUGACCAACGCCCUUCUCCCCUGAUUGCUCAGUUUGGCCAUGCGGCCAGCUCUAGGAAGAGUAUUGGUGGUUCCAAACUUCUUCCAUCUAAGAAUGGAGGCCACUGUGUUCUUGGGGACUUUCAAUGUUGCAGAAUUUUUUUUUGUUUCCUUCGACACAAUCCUGUCUCGGAGCUCUACGGACAAUUCCUUCGACCUCAUGGCUUAGUUUUUGCUCUGACAUGCACUGUGUCGUUACGUGACUUGCAUUAAUGUGAUGACUGUUAUUUAUCUAAUCAACUAACAAUGUUUAAUUGUCACUCGAUUAAAUGAAUAAUGUAACAAUUAACUCAUUAGGAAUUUCGGCACCACUGAAGAAGUUGUUUAACGAGUUACCAUCUCCCGAAAUAAACUCUUAGAAGAUAUGUUAUAUAUCAAUAACAGUCACUUAUUAAAUCAUUACCUCAUCAGUCUCAUAGUCCUUGAACCUGCAAUAACCCUAACCUUAUUGAUGAAUCAGCAAUACACAAAUUGGCUUAAUUAUUUAUUUACUAACUAACUAAAUAAUAACACAGAAUACAAACAUGCACACUGUAUAGGUUACUGAUUACAUUUACAUUACAUUUUAGUCAUUUAGCAGACGCUCUUAUCCAGAGCGACUUACAGUUAGUGAAUACAUAUUUUUUUAUACUGGCCCCCCGUGGGUAUCGAACCCACAACCCUGGCGUUGCAAACGCCAUGCUCUAUCAACUGAGCUACAUCCCUGCCGGCCAUUCCCUCCCCUACCCUGGACGACUUGUGCGCCGCCCAUGAGUCUCCCGGUCGCGGCUGGCUGCGACAGAGCCUGGAUUCGAACCAGGAUCUAGUGGCACAGUUAGCACUGCGAUGCAGUGCCUUAGACCACUGCGCCACUAACGUAAUACAAUGAAAACAGGUCCCUAGUUGACUGGACUAACAAUAGCAUGACUGCUUGGUUACGCAUAGCUGUCCUUGAUCGUCGUCUCUCUGUUGAAUCACUUUCUCAAAAACCACUUCGGUGAGACUCGGCUUGUCUUCGAAUGGAGUGUUCGUUAGAAUAGAUACUUCAGAUGUACCAACGGUUGUCGGAGAGGGAUUGUCCUUCACAACUCUUUAGUGAAAGUUCUAGACACUUUACAUGUACAGCUGCAGACUGAUAUGAUAAGGUCUAGUGCGUGGUCUUCUCGUGUAGAGAUUGAGAGUUUCAGAGUUUCUCCAUUUCAAACGUAUGGACUACCGUCUCACGUUUUCUGGUCUGUAGACUGUCAACCAUUUUAAGCCGUGUAGCCACAGCUCCACACUUCCUGGUCUAAAUGUACAUUCAGUUCCCAAGGCUUUUAUCCUCGGGUAAAAAGGGGCGUUCCAUCACGCCAAUCCAAUGUCUGUGCUGACUUGGGCGUGGUUACUGACUGGCAAAAGUUUAUAUGAAAAACAAUUAUCUAAUUUAGAAGGCUAAAAUCACAUUGCUAUCUUACAAACAUAUUCUCAUACUUAAUCAUAUAUUCUAUACAACAUUUAUAUGCAAACCUGAUAACUGAAAUGUGUACACUUUCAGAGAUAGUUAUUUAGUAAUACCAUUCUUAAUGACAUCCCAAAACAAUAAACAAUAUGACACGAUUAUUCUUUAGAUCCCCACCGACCGUUCCAAACAUUUGGAUCUCAACAGCAACGUUUCAAUGUCCAAUCUUUUGAUAUUAGAGUUUUUAGGCGGCAAGAGUCUCUCUGCAACAAAGAUAUUUCUUUCUUUCCAUACUAUAGACCAAAAGGAGUCCUUUUCUGAAAACUAUUUAUGACCGGCUUUUAAGUCAUAAAACCGGCCCAACUCCACCUUCUCCUCUACUGUGGGAGAGAAGGGGGGGGUGGGGUAUGGCUAUCUGUCAGCCAAUUGCAAAGCUGAUCUGGCACCUUUGAUCCUCACCAAGGAGAGAGUCAUGACAACUGUCUACUGUGGGACCUUAUAUAGAAAGGUAUGUGCCUUUCCAAAUCAUGUCCAAUCAAUUGAAUUUACCACAGGUGCACUCCAAUCAAGUUGUAGAAACAUCUCAAGGAUGAUCAAUGGAAACAGGAUGCACCUGAGCUCAACUUCGAGUCUCAUAGCAAAGGGUCUGAAUACUUAUGUAAAUAAGGUAUUUCAGUUUUUUAUUUUAAUAAUUUUGCAAAAAUGUAUAUAAACCUGUUUUCACUUUGGCAUUAUGGGGUAUUGUGUGUAGAUUGCUGAGGUAUUUUUAUUUAUUUAAUCCAUUUUAGAAUAAGGCUGUAACAAAAUGUGGGAAAAGUCAAGGGGUCUGAAUACUUUCCGAAGGCACUGUGUGUAUGUGUGUGUGUGUGUGUGUAUAUAUAUAUAUAUAUAUAUAUAUAUAUAUAUAUAUAUAUAUAUAUAUAUAUAUAUAUAUAUAUAUAUAUAUAUAUAUAUAUAUAUAUAUAUAUAUAUAUAUACACACACACACACACAGUACCAGUCAAAAGUUUGGACACACCUACUCAUUCCAGGGUUUUUCUUUAUUUUGACUAUUUUCUACAUUGUAGAACAAUAGUGAAGACAUCAAAACUAUGAAAUAACACAUAUGGAAUCAUGUAGUAACCAAAAAAGUGUUAGACAAAAUAUAUUUUAUAUUUGAGAUUCUUCAAAGUAGCCACCCUUUGCCUUGAUGACAGCUUUGCACACCCUUGGCAUUCUCUCAACCAGCUUCAUGAGGUAGUCACCUGGAAUGCUUUUCAAUUAACAGGUGUGCCUUGUUAAAAGUUCAGAGUUCAAGUAACAGACAUCUCAACAUCAACUGUUCAGAGGAGAAUGCAUGUAUUAGGCCUUCAUGGUCGGAUUGCUGUUUACUAUUUUCUACCUUGUAGAAUAAUAGUGAAGACAUCAUUCCAGCUUCACAUGGAUUGCUUUACCAACAGUCUUGAAGGAGUUCCCACAUGCUGAGCACUUGUUGGCUGCUUUUCCUUCACUCUGAGGUCCAACUCAUCCCAAACAUUUCAAUUGGUUCGAGUUCGGGUGAUUGUGGAGGCCAGGUCAUCUGAUGCAUCACUCUCCUUCUUGGUAAAAUAGCCCUUACACAGCCUGAAGGUGUUUUGGGUCAUUGUCCUUUUGAAAAACGUUAGUUCCACUAAGCCCAAACCAGAUGGGAUGGUGUAUCGCUGCAGAAUGCUGUGGGUAGCCAUGCUGGUUAAGUGUGCCUUGAAAUCUAAAUAAAUCACAGACAGUGUCACCAGCAAAGCACCCCACACCAUAACAACUCCUCCUCCAUGCUUCACGUAGGGAACUACACAUGCGGAGAUCAUCCGUUCACCUACACUGCGUCUCACAAAGACACGGCGGUUGGAACCAAAAAUCCCUAAUUUGGACACAUCAGACCAAAGGACAGAUUUCCACCCGUCUAAUGUCCAUUGCUCGUGUUUCUUGGCCCAAGCAAGUCUCUUAUUAUUAUUGGUGUCUUUUAGUAGUAGUUUCUUUGCAGCAAUUGAUCAUGAAGGCCUGAUUCAUGCAGUCUCCUCUGAACAGUUGAUGUGAGAUGUGUCUGUUACUUGAACUCUCAAGCAUUUAUUUGGGCUGCAAUUUGAGGCUGGUAACUCUAAUGAACUUAUCCUCUGCAGCAGAGGUAACUCUGGGUCAUCCAUUCAUGUGGUGGUCCUCAUGAGAGACAGUUUCAUCAUAGCGCUUGAUGGUUUUUGCGUCUGCACUUGAAGAAACUUUGAAAGUUCUUGAAAUGUUCCGGAUUGACUGACCUUCAUGUCUUAAAGUAAUGAUGGACUGUUUCUCUGUGCUUAUUUGAGCUGUUCUUGCCAUAAUAUGAACUUGGUCUUUUACCAAAUAGGGCUAUCUUCUGUAUACCACCCCUACCUUGUCACAACACAACUGAUUGGCUCAAACGGAUUAAGAAGGAAAUAAAUUCCACACCUGUUAAUUGAAAUGCAUUCCAGGUGACUUCCUCAUGAUAAUGGUUGAGAGAGUGCCAGGAGUGUGCAAAGCUGUGCCUACUUUGAAGAAACUCAAAUAUAAAAUAUAUUUUGAUUUGUUUAACACUUUUUUGGUUACUACAUGAUUCCAUAUGUGUUAUUUCAUAGUUUUGAUGUAUUCACUACUAUUAUACAAAGUAGAAAAUAGUAAAAAUUAAGAAAAACCCUUGAAAGAUUAGGUGUGUCCAAACUUUUGACUGGUACUGUAUAUAUUUACCCAAAAAAUAUAUGGGGGAUUGGAAAUGAUGCGGACAAUUACAUUGAUGGAAGCCACAAUCUAUCUGCAAUUUUAAAGCUGAUCUACCCCCUGACAAAAAAAUGAAAUUUUAUUCUCCGACUCAGUUGAUUCCAUCCUUACCCAACUCUUCUCCCUCACUCCUUCAGCUGUCAUGUCUUCAGUGAGGAAUUUCAUGCAUCACGACUCCCUUGUCUCACAUACCUCCCUCCUAACCUUUUCCCCUUCAACAAAUAAACAGUCUGUCAUAAGAACAUCCCCUUAUUCAUCUAAUGCUGACUAACUUUACAUAUAGUAUUUGCAGCCUUGUGUAGCCAUAUGUGUACAGUACAUUUUCAGUUUGAAUACUUCAUUCAAUUAUUGUUAAUAUGGCAUAUAUCAUUGUGUUUUUAGAUAUAGUACAUUCAUCACCACAUGUUGGCCUUGUGAUAGCCCUGGCAGUUACGAUGACUCCAGCAAAUAAAAGCUUUUUGACAUCUCUCUUUCUACUGUGUGUCCGUCUGUGUGUGCCUGUGUGUGUGUAUAGGUGAGAAGUCGGGAGAGGAGAGCAUCACUCAGAUCCUGAAGAGGGCCCACGACUGCAGGAAGACCGCAGAGAACGCAGCCAAGGAUCUUCUGGGCAGGCUGGACGGUAGCUGUGGAGCGGCAUUCGCUGUGACUGGCUGCAGCGUUCAACCAUGGGAGAGCCUGUCCUCCAAUAGUCACACUAGGUGUGUGUAUAUCAGUGGUGGUCGGUGCCGUUUAAGAUGAGGGAGGAUUUAUUUUUAUUUUUAUAAGCAUGGCCUUAUUUCUGUUACAGCAUAUUGGAUGACUGUCAUUCAUAUUUCAUUCACCCAGCUCAAUGUAACAUCGAUAGGUUUAGGCUACUACAUAAUACUCCUGUGCCCCCCCCCCCCGACCCCUCGUGCCCCCCACAGUUUGGGAACCGCUAUAGCUUAUGCUUUCAGUACUAGAUUCAUUCUCUAAUCCUUUGAUUGGGUGGACAACAUGUCAGUUCAUGCUGCAAGAGCUCUGAUAGGUUGGAGGAUGUCCUCCGGAAGUUGUCGUAAUUACUGUGUAAGUCUAUGGAAGGGGUGAGAACCAUGAACCUGUCCUCUGGCUACAUCACGGUGGUACCCUACAGAGCGCUGUUGAGGCUACUGUAGACCUUCAUUGCAAAACAGUGUGUUCUAAUCAAUUAUUUGGUGACGUGAAUAUAUUUAGUAUAGUUUUAUCUAAAAAGGUUAACUUUUUUAAUGCUUCACUAUUUUUAUGAAAUUCACUGAGGAGGAUGGUCCUCCCCUUCUUCCUCUGAUGAGCCUCCACUGGUGUAUAUACAGUGGGGAGAACAAGUAUUUGAUACACUGCCGAUUUUGCAGGUUUUCCUACUUACAAAUCAUGUAGAUUUAGAUGUAUGAUUUUUAAGUAAUUAAUUUGCAUUUUAUUGCAUGACAUAAGUAUUUGAUACAUCAGAAAAGCAGAACUUAAUAUUUGGUACAGAAACCUUUGUUUGCAAUUACAGAGAUCAUACAUUUCCUGUAGGUCUUGACCAGGUUUGCACACACUGCAGCAGGGAUUUUGGCCCACUCCUCCAUACAGACCUUCUCCAGAUCCUUCAGGUUUCGGGGCUGUCGCUGGGCAAUACAGACUUUCAGCUCCCUCCAAAGAUUUUCUAUUGGGUUCAGGUCUGGAGACUGGCUAGACUACUCCAGGACCUUGAGAUGCUUCUUACGGAGCCACUCCUUAGUUGCCCUGGCUGUGUGUUUCGGGUCGUUGUCAUGCUUGAAGACCCAGCCACGACCCAUCUUCAAUGCUCUUACUGAGGGAAGGAGGUUGUUGGCCAAGAUCUCGCGAUACAUGGCCCCAUCCAUCCUCCCCUCAAUACGGUGCAGUCGUCCUGUCCCCUUUGCAGAAAAGCAUCCCCAAAGAAUGAUGUUUCCACCUCCAUGCUUCACGGUUGGGAUGGUGUUCUUGGGGUUGUACUCAUCCUUCUUCUUCCUCCAAACACGGCGAGUGGAGUUUAGACCAAAAAGCUCUAUUUUUGUCUCAUCAGACCACAUGACCUUCUCCCAUUCCUCCUCUGGAUCAUCCAGAUGGUCAUUGGCAAACUUCAGAUGGGCCUGGAAAUGCGCUGGCUUGGCAGGGGGACCUUGCGUGCGCUGCAGGAUUUUAAUCCAUGACGGCGUAGUGUGUUACUAAAGGAUUUCUUUGAGACUGUGGUCCCAGCUCUCUUCAGGUCAUUGACCAGGUCCUGCUGUGUAGUUCUGGACUGAUCCCUCACCUUCCUCAUGAUCAUUGAUGCCCCACGAGGUGAGAUCUUGCAUGGAGCCCCAGACCGAGGGUGAUUGACCGUCAUCUUGAACUUCUUCCAUUUUCUAAUAAUUGCGCCAACAGUUGUUGCCUUCUGAUCAAGCUGCUUGCCUAUUGUCCUGUAGCCCAUCCCAGCCUUGUGCAGGUCUACAAUUUUAUCCCUGAUGUCCUUACACAGCUCUCUGGUUUUGGCCAUUGUGGAGAGGUUGGAGUCUGUUUUGAUUGAGUGUGUGGACAGGUGUCUUUUAUACAGGUAAUGAGUUCAAACAGGUGCAGUUAAUACAGGUAUUGAGUGGAGAACAGGAGGGCUUCUUAAAGAAAAACUAACAGGUCUGUGAGAGCCGGAAUUCUUACUGGUUGGUAGGUGAUACUUAUGUCAUGCAAUAAAAUGCAAAUUAAUUAUUUAAAAAUCAUACAAUGUGAUUUUCUGGAUUUUUGUUUUAGAUUCCGUCUCUCACAGUUGAAGUGUACCUAUGAUAAAAAUUACAGACCUCUACAUGCUUUGUAAGUAGGAAAACCUGCAAAAUUGGCAGUGUAUCAAAUUCUUGUUCUCCCCACUGUACACUAUAUAUACAAAAGUAUGUGGACACCCCUUCAAAUUAGUGGAUUCGGCUAUUUCUGCCACACCCAUUGCUGACAGGUGGAUAAAAUUGAGCACACAGCCAUGCAAUCGACAUAAACAAACAUUGGCAGUAGAAUGGGCUUACUGAAGAGCUCAGUUAAUUUCAACGUGGCACAUUUCUGCCCUGCUAGAGCUGCCCUGGUCAACUGUAAGUGCUGUUAUUGUGAAGUGGAAACAUCUAGGAGCAACAACGGCUCAGCCGCGAAGUGGUAGGCCACACAAGCUCACAGAACAGGACCGUGCUGAAGCACGUAAAAAUGGUCUGUCCUAGGUUGCAACACUCACUACCAAGUUCCAAACUGCCUCUGGAAGCAACGUCAGAACAAUAACUGUUCGUCGGGAGCUUCAUGAAAUGGGUUUCUAUGGUCGAGCAGCCGCACACAAGCCUAAGAUCACCAUGCACAAUGCCAAGCGUCGACUGGAGUGGUGUAAAGUUUGCCACCAUUGGACUCUGGAACAGUGGAAACGAAUCUGGGUUUGGCGGAUGCCAGAAGAACGCUACCUGCCUGAAUGCAUAGUGCCAACUGUAAAGUUUGGUGGAGGAGGAAUAAUGGUCUGGGGCUGUUUUUAAUGGUUCAGACUAGCCCCUUAGUUCCAGUGAAGGGAAAUCUUAACACUACAGCAUACAAUGACAUUCUAGAUGAUUUUGUCCUUUCAACUUUCUGGCAACAGUUUGGAGAAGACCCUUUCCUGUUUCAGCAUGACAAUGCCCCCGUGCACAAAGCGAGGUCCAUACAGAAAUGGUUUGUCGAGAUCAGUGUGGAAGAACUUGACUGGCCUGCACAGAGCCCUGACCUCAACCCCAUCAAACACCUUUGGGAUGAAUUGGAAUGCUGACUGGGAGCCAGGCCUAAUCGGCCAACAUCAGUGCCCGACCUCACUAAUGCUCUUGUGGCUGAAUGGAAGCAAGUCCCUGCAGCAAUGUUCCAACAUCUAGUGGAAAGCCUUCCCAGAAGAGUGGAAGCUGUUAUAGCAGCAAAGGGGGGACCAACUCCAUAUUAAUGGCCAUGAUUUUUAAAUUAGAUGUUCGUCGAGCAGGUGUCCACAUACUUUUGGUGUGUGUGUGUGGAGUGUCUUCUAACUGUUUGUUCUUGUUUGAGAAUGUCUGCACAUUGGUGAAUAUCCCAUGUCAUGCAAUGUGUUCAAUUCACACGUGUUCCUGUUUCUUUUCUAUUAGGAUCUUUCUAGUUAAUUAUUGAAAUGUCAAUCCAUAUUGAAACAUAAUUAAAGCCAACCCUCUGCUCAAGUGCCCAUGACAGUUCAGGCAAGGAAGCCGCUCCCUAAACAAAGCUUUCAUCUACAGUCACUGCUCUGGGAGAAAAAGACAUGACAUUCAUAUGCGGCUCACAUGUAAGUCAGAGGCAUAACAGACAAUUGGCAAUUAGUGUAGGAGAUGAGAGAGAGUCCACAGUGCUCUGCUGUGGAUGCAAGUACACUCUAGAGCAGUGGUCUCCAACCUUUUCUAGCAUGAGAGCUACUUUCUAAAAGAUUAAACGUCACGAGCUACUCUUACAUUUUUUUUUUUAUAGCUUUCAAAUAGGCACAUAAUUAUCAUCUACCCUGCAGCUCUUCUCCGUGUCCUUGGUAUGAAAGAGAUGUGCUUUCUUUCAUAAUACCUGGUAAAAUAAUGGUUAAUAAAUAACCCUAAGGGACCCCAUACAAUUAUUUUUAUAUUUUCCAGAAUUCUAGAAGUCAUUUAGACAGGUUACCUUGGCGUUCUUGGGCACAGGGACUACGAUGGUCUGCUUGAAACAUGCAGGUAUUACAGACUGGGUCAGGGAGAGGUUGAAAAUGUCAGCCGGUCAGCGCAUGCUCUGAGUACUCGUCCUGGUAAUCCGUCUGGCCGCGCGGCCUUGUAAAUGUUAACCUGCUUAAAGGUCUUACUCACAUCCGGCUACGGAGAGCGAGAUCAGACAGUCGUCCAGAACAUCUGGGGCUCUCAUGCAUGGUUCAGUUUUGCUUGCCUAGAAGCGAGCAUAGAAGGCAUUUACAGUGCAUUCGGAAAGUAUUCAGACCCCUUGACUUUUUCCACAUUUUGAUACGUUACAGUCUUAUUCUAAAUCAAUCUACACACAAUACCCCAUAAUUACAAAGCGAAAACAGAAAUACCAUAUUUACAUAUGUAUUCAGACCCUUUGCUAUGAGACUCGAAAUUGUGCUCAGGUGCAUCCUGUUUCCAUUGAUCAGCCUUGAGAUGUUUCUACAACUUGAUUGGAGUCCACCUGUGGUAAAUUCAAUUGAUUGGACAUGAUUUGGGAAGGCACACACCUGUCUAUAUAAGGUCCCACAGUUGACAGUGCAUGUCAGAGCAAAAACCAAGCCAUGAGGUCGAAGGAAUUGUCCGCAGAGCUCCGAGACAGGAUUGUGUCGAGGCACAGAUCUGGGGAAGGUUACCAAACCAUUUCUGCAGCAUUGAAGGUCCUCAGGAACACAGUGGCCUCCAUCACUCUUAAAUGGAAGAAGUUUGGAACCACCAAGACUCUUCCUAGAGCUGGCCACAUGGCCAAACUGAGUAAUCGGGGGAGAAGGGCCUUGUUCAGGGAGGUGACCAAGAACCCGAUGGUCACUCUGACAGAGCUCCAGAGUUCCUCAGUGGAGAUGGGAGAACCUUCCAGAAGGACAGCCAUCUCUGCAGCACUCCACCAAUCAGGCCUUUAUGGUAGAGUGGCCAGAUGGAAGCCACUCCUCAGUAAAAGGCACAUGACAGCCCGCUUGGCGUUUGCCAAAAGGCACUUAAAGGACUCUCAGACCAUGAGAAACAAGAUUCUCUGGUCUGAUGAAACCAAGAUUGAACUCUUUGGCCUGAAUGCCAAGCGUCAUGUCUGGAGGAAACCUGGCACCAUCCCUACGGUGAAGCAUGAUGGUGGCAGCAUCAUGCUGUGGGGGUGUUUUUCAGCGGCAGGGACUGGGAGAAUAGUCAGGAUCAAGGGAAGAUGAACGGAGCAAAGUACAAAUAAAUCCUUGAUAAUAACCUGCUCCAGAGUGCUCAGGACCUCAGACUGGGGCGAAGGUUCACCUUCCAACAGGACAACGACCCUAAGCACACAGCCAAGACAACGCAGGAGUGGCUUCGGGACACGUCUCUGACUGUCCUUGAGUGGCCCAGCCAGAGACCGGACUUGAACUCGAUCGAACAUCUCUGGAGAGACCUGGAAAUAGCUGUGCAGUGAUGCUCCCCAUCCAACCUGACAGAGGAUCUGCAGAGAAGAAUGGGAGAAACUCCCCAAAUACAGGUGUGCCAAGCUUGUAGCGUCAUACCAAAGAAAACUCAAGGCUGUAAUCGCUGCCAAAGGUGCUUCAACAAAUUACUGAGUAAAGGGUCUGAAUACUUAUGUAAAUGUGAUUUUCUUCAUUAAAAAAAACAACCUGUUUUUGCUUUGUCAUUAUGGGGUAUUGUGUGUAGAUUGAUGAGGGGAAAAAAGCAAUGUAAUCAAUUUUAGAAUAGGGCUAUAACGUAACAAAAUGUGGAAAAAGUCAAGGGGUCUGAAUACUUUCCAAAUACACUGUAGCUCGUCUGGUAGGUUCGCGUCACUGGGCAGUUCGCGGCUGUGUUUCCCUUUUGUAAUCCUUGAUAGUUUGCAAGCCCUGCCACAUCCGACAAGCAUCAGAGUCGGCAUAGUAGGAUUCGAUCUUAGUCCUGUGUUGACUCUUUGCCUGUUUGAUGGCUCGUCAGAGGUAGAAGCGGGAUUUCUUAUAAGCUUGCUGAUUAGUGUCCCUCUCCUUGAAAGCGGCAGCUCUAGCCUUUAGCUCAGUGUGGAUGUUGCCUGUAAUCCAUGGCUUUUGGUUGGGAUAUUAUUUACUUACGGUCACUGUGGGGACGACGUCGUCGAUGCACGUAUUAAAGAAGUGACUGAUGUGGUAAACUCCUCAAUGUAAUCGGAUGAAUCCCGGAACAUAUUCCAGUCUAUACUAGUGAAACAGUCCUGUAGCUUAGUAUCCGCUUCAUCGGGUCACUUCCGUAUUGAGCUGGUACUUCCUGUUUUGAGUUUUUGCUUGUAAGCAGGAAUCAAGAGGAUAGAGUUAUGGUCAGAUUUGCCAAAGGGAGGGCGAGGGAGAGCCUUGUAUGCGUUUCUGUGUGUGGAUUAAAGGGGAAUCUAGAAAUGUGUCGCUUCUAGUUGCACAGGUGACAUGCUGAUAUAAAAUGUAGAUAAAACUGAUUUCAGUUCCCCUGCAUUAAAUUCACCGGCCACGAGAAACGCCUCCUUUGGGUGUGCGUUUCCUUGUUUGCUUAUGGUCCUAUACAGCUUGUUGAGUGCGCUCUUAGUGCCAGCAUCGGUUUCUAGUGGUAAAUAGUCAGCCAUGAAAAAUAUAGAUAAAAACUCUCUUGGUAAGUAGGAUGGUCUGCAGCCAAUGUUCCCUCUAAUUUUUUUCGGCACUAAGGAAAUUUCAGGUUUGCUGAGCGCAAACUUAAACGUUAUGAAAAUUCUGUGCAACUUCCAGCGUGCGUUCACUGUGAACACUGAGGCUGUACCGCAUUAAGUCACAGUUUCAGACAGUGGUCAAGUAGGCUGCUGUGGCUAUUUGAUCAUAAUGUAGGCCUACAAGAGUGGCCUACCAUCAAAAACAAUGGAUUAAAUGCAUCCCAUAACAUUUUAACAUGGAAAUAGAUGUUCUAUCAUGCAAACCUACAAUAGAAGCCAAUGUGUCGUGUUCAAUGUAGGCCUACAUUCCAUGACUUUUGGAGAAAGAAACAUGCAGGGCUUGACAUUAACCUGUUUAUCCAUUUUCAGGUGACUGAAAAUGUUGUGGUGUUUGAUGCAAGAAACCACUUUACAAAAUAUAAUGUGUUAUUAUUCCCAUACCAUUAUUACAGAGAAUCAGACAAAUUAUGCUACCCGAUGCUUAUCGGCUACUUAGCUUAUUCAAGCCUGUCUCAAAAUACAACACUGCCCCUUUAAGACAAAACAAAAAAAGCUCUUUACCAGACUCUUUUCAAAGAUGUCUAGAAAUGUACACGUUUUGUGCUAUUGUAGGAAGCAAUCACUCCCCCAUUGCUGACUACAAUUAUCUAUAACUGGGCUAAUUACUCAUUAACUAGCAAAGGAUAUGAACAAAUGUGCACAUGUGGCUACAUGCAGCUCUCACUUUGAUCUCAAAACAAGCGCAUCUUGGUUAUGCCGCACCGGUCUGUGUAGAGUACGGCUGAGUUGUGCAUGUCAAUGCAAUAGAUUCCUACUCCUUCAACAAAAUCUCUUGCAUAGUUUGUUUUGUUUCGUUAUGUUGCAUUGACUAAUAUGUGGCUAAUAUUGCAUUGAUUCGAUCACAGUUCCCACAGUAAAGGGAAACGUUGAAAGUGUUAACUAAGAGGGAAAACUCUAGAAAGUUAAAUGAAGUUCAAUCUCGUGCUUCUCUGCGCGGGCUGAUAUUUAUUCUGCGCGGCAGUCCAGGGGAGCUUAGAGGGAACAUUGCCUGUUGCUUAUCAUGAGGUAUUCUAACUUCAUCUUCAAAUCAAAUCAUCUUCGUCUCCCAAGGACACUGUGUAUAGCAAAGAGUAAAAACAAGUCUCUGGUCUCUGGGACGAUUUCUACACAGUAUUUGGUGACUUCCUUUCUUCCUGUGUCAGACUCGCAAGGUACAGAUCUAGGAAGAGUUUAGCCUCUGGUCGUGAUCUUAACUGUUAAGGGGGAAAUGAAGACCACUUUCUAGAUGCUAGCUAUCAUCCAACAGAGCAUCAUUUUACGAGGUCUCUCAUCUCCAUCUUUGUGUGUGUGUGUACUCAGCACCACCAGUUCCACCACCAGCUCGUGCGACACAGACUUCUCCAAGGAGGACGAGCAGCGGCUGAAGGACUACGUGCAGCAGCUGAAGAAUGACCGUGCGGCGGUUAAGCUGACCAUGCUGGAGCUAGAGAGCGUUCACGUCGACCCCCUCAGCCUUGAGGUCAAGCCCCGGGGAGACACGCACCGUCUGGACCUGGAGAACGCCGUGCUGAUGCAGGAGCUCAUGGCCAUGAAGGUGAGAGGGAGGGAGGGAGGGAGGGAGAGAGCGAGAGUGCGGGGAGAGUGGGAGCAUACACACAGACUUGUAUGAACACACAUUUUAGAACUAAUUUCAUGCAAUUCUACUCAUUUUGCCAGGGGGCGGAGAGACAUUUUUUAGUUUUUAAUAUGAUAUCUAAGUGAGAGUGACUAACAAAACCAAUGGGGGGGCCCCCCCCCCGGUUGUUAAUUCAACCACGAUUACUACAAGUUUAGAUAGCUGGCCGCUAGACAAACUUUCCAAUCUAAAAAAUGUUAUCAGGCAUGGGCUAAUUGAGUCACUGUCAGUAACCAGGUUUCCAUCAAACCUUUUUAUGCGAGUAAAGUACAUGUCGGAUAAAUAAUGUCACAACAGGCCUGAUGGAAACUGCACGUGUAUGUAAACUUUCCAAAUGUCGACAAAACAAAAUACGGUAGACAAGGUGGGAUCUUUUUUGUGUCUGUAAAAUGAAUUAUGUGAGAAAUAUUGAUAUAAUAACCAUCAUAUGGAAGUAAACUUGGAGUCACAUGAUGGUAUGUUGUGUGGUCCUCCCACUACGGGCAGUUUAUUAGGCUACAGAUGAAAUGAGGUAUGAUGAACUUCACAGGGUGGUGAAAGUGCACGGUGAUGAGCUUGAAGGUGUUCCUAAUGUUUGGUAUACUCAGUGUGUAUCAUUCUUUCCUCCCUCCCUUUUCCCCUUUCCUCCAUGUGGUUACAACACCCCUUGAUUAGAAUAACUUGUAGCUUGUUUAUAUUCACUUGUUAACCCUUUAUUUGUAUCCCCCCCCCCCAGGAGGAGAUGGCGGAGCUGAAGGCCCAGCUCUACCUGCUGGAGAAGGAGAAGAAGGCAGUGGAGCUGCGGCUGAGCACGCGGGAGGCCCAAGAGCAGGCCUACCUGGUGCACAUUGAGCACCUGAAGGCCGAGGUGGAGGAGCAGCAGGAGCAGCGCAGGAGAUCCCUCAGCUCCACUGGGAGUGGUAGUAGAGAUAAGAGCCAAGCCGCCAAGGUGAGUGGACAACACACGCAUGCACACACACUUGCCCCAAACAACCACCCAACAUUGGCCUCUAAGAUUUAUACUGGCUGCAUGGCAGGGGCAAGUGCCAGGGUGAGGGUGCACCCAUAUUUACGCCCUAAAUUCUCGACACGAAAAGAGACCUCGUCCACCUAUGGAAACACAAGCCACAGCCCCUAACAGGUCUACCACAGAGCAGGGUUCAGGCUUGGAUUGAGAUUGAGACUUGUUGACGGUGUGUCUCUCUCCUGUACGCAGUAGCAUUCACUCUGAACCAGUCAGUCACAUGAAUCAUUGAAGAGGUUGGAGGCUGAGUCACAGCUCUGUCCACUCACUGCUCUCUCUCCUCUCUUUGGAGUGUCUCUCUCUCUCCAUCGUUCUCUCUCUCGCUCUCUCUCUAUCUCUCUCUCUCGAUCUCCUCUCGUUGGAGUGUAUCUCUCCCCCAUUUCCCUCUCUCUCCCCCCUCUGUCUUGUUGGCCCCAUUCUUCCUCCUCUCCAUCUCCCUCAUACCUUGUCUGUCUGUAUAUAUUUGGCUCCUGGGAUGAGUGGUGCUUUUCUGAGUCCCCAUACACAACAGUCCUAAAGCUGAGAGGGCCUGUCACUCUGAAGGGUUGGCAGUUGCACACUAGUACUCCCCUUAGUGAAAGUCUCCUGUGUGAGAAAGAAAGUCUCUACUCUACUACUAAAAUAAUUGGAGACUUUCUCAGUCUGUUGGGGUUUUCCUCUGGGGAGCUGUCUGUCUGUACUCUGAGCUGUGGCCCUAGAGGAGGGGCCACUGUGUGUCUGUGA